AUGCUGUGGCAUUCGAGGAUCCUCUUUUCGCACGUGUGUUGCGCCAGCUUCCUUCUGUUCUGGAUUAUGCUGGGCACGGUGGUGGACGUGAUGGGGUCCCAGCAAGGGAUUCCACUCUCAGUGUGAGUGGAAGGUUUCAUAUUCAUAUCUUACAACCUUUCAGGUACUCGGUAAAUCAUACCUUUGCAUAUUGUUGAGUUUUUCAGCUGCUAGAUUACCUGAAGUGUGUAAGUAGUAGACUUGUUAUAUAAAAAAUUAUAAACAAGCAGCAUGUAAUAACAAUGUAACAACAACAACAAUAAUCAUAAUCAUAUAUUUUUUAUGUAAAUUAUUUAUUAGUGUUGGUGUCUAAUAAAUACAUUUUAAAAAAUGGGCUUAUUCUUUACCCUAUAAUAUCUGGCAUAAUAAUAAUAGCAUACGAUUAACAAAUGAAUAAUACAUCAAUGACAUGUACACACUAUUUAAAUGUAGCCUACAGAUGUCUUUAUUUUAUACAGACUGUUGUCUUUGAUACACAUAUGUCUAAAAUAACAACUCUACAAAAUAAUGCAAUUAUACCAUGUUAGUUUUCCUGGUUAACCCUGACUGCAUUGAGACACCACCAUCUGAAACAAUCUAUAGGCUACUUGGCAAGACUUAGGCAACAUUUUGCACCAACUUUAUCUACAUAGAUCAUCAGUUUAUAGCACAUCAAUAAGCACCACAUAAACAUGAAUAAAUAGCUACAUUGAAUGAAAUACUUAUCUACAAUGUAGAGUAUUUGCCAUACUGUUGAUGGACUCAGUCCUCUCAGGUCAAAUUCAACACACUUCAACAAUUUAUUUCUUAUAUGAGGGUCUUGUGGUUUUUCAAGAACAGGAGUAUCUUCAAGAACAUAGUUUAUCCUCAGGCCAGCCAUAUAACACACAGACAAUAGAUAUCCAUGGAUCUAUGAUUUCAUCUAGAUAUACAUGGAUCUAUGAUUUCAUCUAGAUAUACAUGGAUCUAUGAUUUCAUCUAGAUAUCCAUGGAUCUAUGAUUUCAUGGUUAGAGAUUUGUUUUGAAAUGUCUUACUGACAUAAUGUGUGUAAUCUCACCGUGUCAGCUGUGUUCACCUGAACUGUUAUAAUACCAAAAUAUCACAAUAUAGAAAUGUUCUGUUGGCUUCCAGGGUGAAGUUAUGGGCCUCAGCGUUUGGUGGAGAAAUUAAAUCAAUUUCUGCAAAAUACUCUGGAUCCCAGCUGCUGCAGAAGGUAUCUCUUUCUUCCCUCAAUCUUCUUUAUACUCACUCCUGUCCACGCACACACACACACUUUCAUGUUAUGGUGAGCUCACACACACACGCGCGCACACACACGCACACACACGCACACACACACACACUGUACACUGUAAUGCUGCAUUCUCCUCUAAUGGCUGCUGAUACAAUUCUGUGUCCCAGCUAAAUAUGGAUGUUGGUCAGAAAGGACUCAGGUGUGUGGUUCAGAGGCCUGUCUCUGUGUGUGUGUGUGUGUGUGCUGGACAUGGCCCAUUAACCACAGCACUGUUUCGUCUCUAAUCUCAUUUCCAGUUCACUCUCUGGAGUCAAGAGUUUCAACCCCAGGAUAUACAUGCGACAAGGAGACACAUUUUUAAAAAGUGUGUGGAGUGGAAUAGGCUGGGAUGGGUUUGGAGGCGAUAGGUGGGGUUCAGAGAGAAAGGUGGAGGAGAUAGAGGGAACAAGAGAGAGAGGGGGGGGGGGGAGAUAGAUGAAACAAGAGAGAGAGAGAGAGAGGGGGGGAUAGAGGGAACAAGAGAGAGAGAGAGAGGGGGGGGAGAUAGAGGGAACAAGAGAGAGAGCAAGAGAGAGAGAGAGAGAGGGGGUGAGGAGAUAGAGGGAACAAGAGAGAGAGAGAGGGGGGGGGGGGGGGAGGAGAUAGAGGGAACAAGAGAGAGAGAGGUAAAGAGAGAUGGGUUUGCAGAAAAACCCCUAAGUGAAAGUACAUGACCACUUGGGGGCAUACGUGGGCUCUCCAGUGUGAAAAUAGGUUAUGGUGUGUACACUACAGCACCUGUCAUCCAAGUGGAGGCAAUGUAUGCUGGAUAGUGUUGAUAAUUUCCGGUAUUUUUCCCAAAAUUCCCAGUUUUUCAGGAAUCCCAGUUGGAAGAUUAAAGGAAUAAGAAGGGAAUAAGCAGGAAAUUGGGAAUCUUCCAACCAGUAUAUCUGGAAAAUCUGUGAAUCUUCGAAAAUGAACCAGAAUUUUGCAACUCUAAUGUUGGACCCAGAGCUCUGGCUGGACCUGUGUGUGUCUCACAGUUACGCCACCGUACUUCAGGAAGGGCACAUAAGAUGUGUUCCAUGCAGUUCCCAUUGAUAAUCUAUUGUUUGUGUAUUUGUAAUGUUGAUAGGUUACAGUAAAAUAACAGCAUUUGUGUUCUCUUGGCAAUGUGGUCAGUGUUAUGGGCAUUAUGAAGUCUGAGCACUAUGUACUGUGCUUUCAGAAAGUAUUCAUAUCCCUUGACUUACUCCACAUUUUGUUGUGUUACAGCCUGAAUUCAAAAUGGAUUAAAUGGAUUAUUUUUCUCACCCAUCUACACACAAUACCCCAUAAUGACAAAUAGAAAACAUGUUUUUUGAAAUUGUUGCAAAUUUAUUGAAAAUGGAAUACAGAAAAAUCUAAUUUACAUAAGCAUUCACGUCCUUGAGUCAAUACUUUGUAGAAGCACCUUUGGGGGCGAUUACAGCUGUGCGUCUUUUUGGGUAUGUCUCUGAGGGCUUUGGACUCCUGUAUUGUACAGGUACCAGCCCCAUUCUUGAAAAUAUGAAGUGUGGUACUCAGUGAUGUGAUGUGUUGGAUUUUCCCCAAAUAUAACGCUUUGUAUUCAGGACAAAAAGUCAAUUUCUUUGCCACAUUUUGUGCAGUAUUGCAGUACCUUGUUGCAAACAGGAUGCAUGUUUUGGAAUAUUUGUAUUCUGUACAGGCUUCCUUCUUUUCACUCUGUCAUUUAGGUUUGUAUUGUGGAGUAACUAUAAUGUUGUUGAUCCAUCCUCAGUUUUCUCAAAUCACAACCAUUAAACUCCGUAACUGUUUUAAAAUCACCAUUGGCCUACUGGUGAAGUCCAGUGGCAGCCGCUGAUUGGCUGAAUACCCGGGGCACCAGAUGGUUGGAGUUGUCAACCAAGCAGCAUGACAGAAAUAUGAUGCCAAGUUUUCGACCUACCGGUAGUUUAUUUGAGAAGAUAAAUGAAGCGAUCUGAGCAUUUGAACAACAGUAUAAAUACACCUAUUUCACUUUUGCAUGUCAAAAACCGAAUGACCACUCCUGCACAUGCUGCCACCGUUUUGAACAGAUUAGAGCAGCCAGUUCACGAAUGAACGAGUACACCAGGGAGAUUGCAACAAGCACGCAGAUGCAAUAAGUGAAAACACAUUAUCUAACUGGGAAUAGAUAGCUAACAUAAUGUCACAAAGUAUGAUGUGCUAGCCAGUUAAUGUUCAUUCAUUAGUCAGAUAUGAGUUUAGAAAGACUUGAAAUUGGCAUGGGAGCUAACUAGCAAGCUACCAGCUAGCUAUAGCUAAUUUCAGCUUUACAUUUUUUAUUAAUUUCUUAAUGUUUCUACAAACAAAAUCCACUUUGACAUUAUGGGGUAUUGUAUGACACAAAAUCUCAAUUUAAUCAAGGCUGUAACACAAUAAAAUGUGGAAAAAGUAAAGGGGUGUGAAUACUUUCUGAAGACACUGUAUACUGUACUAUACACACAGGAUUAGAACUGGGCACUAAUGUGUACACUUUAUCGGACAGUCUGAGUUAAGUACGCAGGCAGAUCGAAUUGGAAUUCUGCCCUCGGCGCAUAAACCUGGAUGUAGACAAUCAUUUUAUUCCUACUGAUUUUUAUGCUCAAUUACCUUCAAUUGCGCUAUUAAUUUAACAGUGAAAUGAAUUGUAAUUAUAUCAUUCCAGAACUGCAGGGGUUUAAAAAUGAGUUGGAUUGAAAGACAGAAACAGUGAAUGACCAGAGAGAGACGGAAACAUGGGUCGUAUUCAUUAGUGCACACCGGAAUAAACCGUAGCAAACAGUUUUGCAAUGGAAAACGUUUUGCAAUGAAAAUGAGAGUUUCUUAUUGGACAAGUUCAGGUAAUCCCUCCCUGUUUCAGUCAGUUUUCUUCCAUUUGGUUUCUAGUUAAUACGACCCUGAUCUGUUACAUUGCUACAGUGCAUACAGUAUACUGUAUAGUGGUGGUGUGUUAUGUUGUGUGAUUGUGUGUGUGUGAACUCAGUGGUGAUAAAUGCAAGGAGAUAAAUAUCCCCGUCCAACUCCAUUCCUCAGCCUCACUGCAUGUGUGUGAUAAGGAGGAGCUCAGCUCAGCACCAGGCUGCUGCUGCAAUUCUAUAACCAUUAACACUGCUAGUGCUAGCAAUCUACACACUGCUGUAGCAAUAUAUGGGUAGUGUGUGUGUGUGUGUGUUUGUGUGUGUGUGAGUGUGUGUUGGAUGAGAGUGUACUUCAAAAAAGAAAACAAUUAUACACCCCACAUCUGCCUACUAUUUUGACUGUGUAACAUCCUCAGCUGAUUCUCCAUUGACCUGUGUAAGAACAGAACACUCUGAGGUAAAAUGUCCCCGGCAGUUGUUUUCCUUUCUGCGUGUGUAAGCACUUUCCUCAUGUUCCCGUUCAUGGAAGCAUGACUGGUUCAGAACACCUUACAUCCAAUCAGCAGGCCUCUUCCUCUCUUAGCGGCCAGUGAGGGAGGUGGAGAGAGAGAUACAGCUGGAUGGUAAGGGCUGAUCAUUAAGGAUGAUCAUUGGGUGCUUUAUGGGGAAUUAUACGUUUUCCACACAGGGCUGAGCUGCUGUAUGGGCAACAGAACAGGACUAUAGACACAGAAUGAAGACGCUGUGGUGUGUGUGCAUGUGUGUGUGUGUUGACUCCUCAGGCUUGGGUUCGGUCAGGCCUCAUCUACACAUCAGUCAUUACCUUAAUCAAUAAUCAUAAUCAGUUCUAUUGAUGGGUGGGGUUUAACCUCUCCACGAUGACUGGGGGGGUGGGGGGGUUGCUGAGGCAGGGAGGACAGGCGUGAAAUGAACUGUUCCGCUCCACUGCCGGUACACACUCUUCCUUUCCCUGGGUAAUUUGUUGCCUCAUGUAUUGGGAUUUGUGUGUGUGUAUGUAUGUGUUGUGUUUCUUUCUUUGAAUGUGUAUCAUUGGAAUUUGUGUGUGUGUGUGUGUGUAUGUGUGUGCGUGCGUGCGUGCGCGUGCAUGUGUGUGUGUAUGUGUGUGCGCACGUGAGCGUGUGUGUGUGAGGGACGUGAGAGACGUGCAGGUAAUACUGUGAUUAUUAUUUUGUGUGUGACUGUGUGCUACCUUUUUUUCAAUGUUAUGUUCUAUUCUUUUUGUGUGUUCUGUUGGGCUUUGUUCUGUCCCAGUGCAGGUGUAGUGUAUCCUGCAGACUCAGCAUUGUGUGAAGUCUAGUUCAUUAUCCAGAACCUCCCAAGCCUGACAUGUUAUUAUCUUUCUCCUGUGCUUUGACUCCAUUUCAAUUACCAUCCAACCGUGCAUGGCCUUCCCUCCCAGGCCACCCAGCUGCCAAUCAGAUCCAGAGCCACAGCUUGUCAGCUAAUUACUGAGACAAGAUAACCUAUCAAUCAAUUCAAUGAAACAGGACGCAUCUUAUCAGCCAAUCAUCUGAGACUGGGCUGGGGCUUGCAAGCCACUCUCUGAGACAUGGGAGCCCAUUGGGCACAGACGUCAAUUCAACAUCUAUUCCACUUUGGUUUAACGUAAUUUCAUUGAAAUUAUGUGAAAAUAACGUUCAUUCAACCAGUGUGCGCCCAGUGGGAGGGCUUGUUACACUGACUCUGCUAGUUCCAGAGGUGCAGGGAUAUGAGAGCUGGGGGAUUUUUCUUCAUUGGAUGUGAAGUGUGUGUGUGUGUAUGUGUGUGUGUGUGUGUGUGUGUGUGUGUGUGCAUGGAAUAACAGAUAGCGCAAAGGCUCACCUCACCUUAUCUGUUACUAAAACACAGGGCACAUUGGCUUACCCCCCCCCCCCCCCCCAAUAAAAACCCAUUGACAUGAGAUGUACAGUAUAUUCUAAAUGUUCUUGUGAUUUUCGUCCACUACACACACACACACACACACGCUCUCUGAACCGUUUUACCAUUGUACCAUUUACACCCUAUAUCCUGUGCACGUGACCAAUAAACUUUGAUUUCAUUAGCUUUGAUUUAUGUUUUGUCGGUAAUUGUAACAUGUUCACAUUUUAUUCACAUGUUUAUCAGUGAAGUAAAUGACAUAGCCUACAAGCCUCAGUUUGUAAUAUUAGUAUGUCAACUUUGCACAAACGUGAGAUGAUGAUUCGUUCAGUAUCAAAAUAUUAGAGUUAAAACAUAUAUAUUUUCUCUGUCAUUUACAGAAAUAUAAAGAAUUUGAAAAGUCCGUCCGAGUGGAAGAAAUUGAUGGCAUGAAAGUGGUCAAAACUCUAGCAAAGAAGAUGGAGGAAAUGUUCCGGAUGAAAAAGGUGGCCAUGCUGGUAUGUAUCGUCUCAUAUCUUUCAUUUUAUCUACCCUUCAAGUGCAUUAGGCUAUGUUUUCUGGAAGUAAGCCUAAUGCAGACAACUGAGAGUAGGAGACUUAGAAGUCAUUCAGAAAAAUAUCAAACUUUCUGUUAUUUCUCAGCCUCAGCUGCAGACAUGCACCGCAAGCAGGGUUAGAAAAAAAUCUAGAUUUAAGGCUAUAGAAAUGAUCAACAAAUGAUCUAGAUUUAUUGUUAUUAUUAUUAUUAUUAUUAUUAUUAUUAUCACAUUUAGCAUCUUAGGGCAUUUUCCUUAUAGGCCUAUCCAUGAUCAUGAAGCUGUUAUAACCAAUUGUAAGCAUAUUUCAGUGGUCAGAAAUGUAUUUUUUGUUUUCCGUCCUCGGUGGUGGGCAUGUCUAUUCAUAACACGGGUUUAAAUUACACUAGUGUUGCAUUUUAUCCAGCGGCCAUAUGCUAUUUACUACAAGGCAUUCUCCUGAGACAGAUAUAUAGCCGUUGGAAAUGUAAAUUGGGCCUGAGAGGAGAGGUGCAAGUAGCCUAUUUUAAUAGUUAACCCCAGUUGAGUGGUGUGAGAUGAUAGCGUUUAUCUCGCACCGCCAGAUCUCCCCGCGCCGGACUCUAUUACCUGAUGGUUGUAAUUCUACAUUGUGGGCCCAUUGCCUUUACCAUUCUCUAGGCCUAUUUAUUAGGCAGCAUUUCAAUCUGUGUGUUGCAGUGCUGUAAAUUGGACUAAUGCUUUCUGUGUAAACAAAUUCAUUAUUUGAAUGUAGCCUAGGCUACUAAAUUGCCUAGGCCUAUUUAAAAUGUAUAUGAGGCCUAUAUUCGUCAGAUGAAAAUGAUAAAAAUCGCAUUCGUUUACGUCUUUUUUUUUGUAGUGUGAAAAAAAUUACAGAUAGCCUAUUUUUCAAUUGGCAGCAGUCGAGAUGUUAUAUCCAGUUAAGGAAAUACCUAUAAUCACUAACUGACACAUUAUACCAGCGUCGUGGCAUAGCCUAUUCGAAAUGAAAAUUAAACAAUUACAAUGCAAUUCGUGUUUAUGAUAUUGACCUAGUCCUUGUGAGCCUUGCAUAUUUUGUUUACGAGGUAGGCUACCUGUUUUGAAAUUGCCUUUCGGCAAUAAGACUCAUUUGAUAUGGUUUGAAAGACCACCCUAUAGCAAAUGUUGGCAUCUUGUCAUUUGCACAUAAAAAAAUAGCCUAGGCCUGAAUAAAAAUCUGUUUACAUUUAGCGGCUUGAGGUUUCCUACUUAUUUCAAUAUGGCUGUAUUGCUGACGACACCAUCUAAGACUAAAACGCAAAGGUAUGAAAAUAAAUUAAGUUUAACUGUCACAAAAGAGUUUGCGCCAUGCCAUGCUGACAUUUUUGUUUGCGUUGCAGUUAUUUUGAUGUGCUGGACAGUUAUUAAUGACCUGUUCCAGAACGGCGACGAUGACUGUGGUGUUCAGCCUGCAUUUUCUCACGCAGGCAAGCACAUUUCAAGGAGGGGAAUAAUGUAGGCUAUAUAGGGUGUUGCGUGUUGUGCGAUCCGGUUAUACACUUGGCAAUAUGCCAAUCAAUCAUCUCACUGAACGCACAUAUUUCUGUGGGUGCCUUUCGAGGUAGACAUAUAGACUUAGGCCUACAGUAGCCUAUGUGAUUGGGAAAUUCUUAUCACAGAAAAAUAUUACAGAAUAUAGGCCUAUUGCUACGAUUUUCAUGUUGUUUCCAGCGGCAAGCGAGUCUUUCGUUUGAGGCACGUUAUUGAUAUAACUGUGCUGAAGAAACCCUAUCCUGGGAGGGGAGAAUCAGGAAUAUCAUUUGAAGUGGAUUAAGAAUAUAACCACCCACCAAAGAGCAUGAGCAUCACUAAAUAAUUAAAUAAUCAAAUUAUCGCUAUAAUCAUUCAUAAGUUGCCUGUUGAAGAGGGAGUGGCGACAGUUUCGGUAAACCGCAAUUAGGAAAAACACAAGUGUAAAUUCAACACCCUGGUCAGCGUCCACUGACAAACCACAAUGGGACUCAUAUAAUAUCACAAUAUACUAUAACUGCACCAUUAGCAAUAAUAGGGUACUUCUUCUUUUGACAAGUUCUGAAUGCAAUUUCACCCUCAAGGAACGUUGAUUUGUCUUCUAAUGAAUCACGAAGCAUAUAUAUGAAUAGGACACCGAUAUGAAAAGUAACGCAACACAGCAAAUUGUCUAACCAUUAGUUUUCAGAAAUAUAUAAAUGUGGGAAAAUGUAUAGAAUAGUGCAAGACAUGGAAGGGAGAAUGGACUAAAUAUUCUGUUGGUCCCUUCUUUAUGUCCGAGACUGGCUUGGGCUGUCCCCUGCCCAGAGCUGCAGGAGGAGUACUGUAGAGCAGGCUCGUGUCUCUGUGCUCCAAACAGCCAGGCAGGCAGGGCCAUUCCUUAGCCCUCAGCUCUCUGGCCCUCUGUUACUGCAGACGUACUGCCUUCCUGCAGAAGGCUGGCUGAGACUAGAAGCUACUGAGACCGUCUGACAUUGUCGGGGGUCAAAUAACUCUUGAUCAUGGGUGAUGACUUAGAGUAAAGCCGGUGUGCUGAUGCUUCCCCUCUGUCCUCCUCCCCUCAUCUCCACCCCUCCCCUCCCCUAUCUCCCCCUUAUCUCCCCCCUUCAGCGGCUGGUGGAGGCAGCAGAGGAGGCCCAUCUACAGCACGAGGAGAACCCAGAGCUGCAGGUGAGACGGGUGGGGGGUGGGGGGGAGAAAAGAGAGAGAAACGAGAGAGAAAAGAAGAGAGGGGUGAAAAAGGAAAGACAUCGGGAUAAGGUGAAGUGUAGAAGACAGAGAUACAGUCAGUAGUGUAAAAUAUAGAAGGGGUACCCAUCCCUAUAUAGUGAACUAUUUGGGAUACAAUUUAUAACAAGGUGACAGAAGGGGAUAGGGACAGUAUAGUGGCUGUUGGCAUUGAAAGUCCUUCACAUUAAUACCCUGUGACUGUGAUGAUCAAUAAUGCCUUUUUAAAAAGCAACACUGCAUACUGCACAUUGAAGAACGCCAUACCGUCAUAAUGCACAGAUUAUUUUAAAGCGUAAUCAUCAUUCAUAAGUAGCCUGUGACUGCAACUGUUGAAGAGGGAGUGGCGAGAACUGCUAUUGGGAAAAACACAAGUCAAGUAUUCAAGUUCAGCGCCCACUGACAAACCACAAUGCACUCAUAUUAUAUCAUAAUGUACUAUAACUGCACCAUUAGCAAUAAUGGGGUACUUGUUCUUUUGACAAAUCUUAAAUGCAAUUUCACACUCAAGGAACAUUGAUGUAUUUGUCUUCUAACAUAUCACGAAGCAUAGCAAUGCAGGACAGAAAAAUGAUUGGAUGUCAUGCUACAACAGUCAGCUGUGUCUUUGGGUUAUUUUAACUUCAUACAUGAAAUAUUCAUACAUUCAUAAAUACUCAUACAUUUAUGGAAUUUGAGACAAUACAAUAUUCCCAUUGUGUGUGCUGCGACAUGUGUUCAGGUGUGGUUUCCAACUUUCCAUGCAGGUGUAUUGUACAGCUCAGCCCAGAUCAUUGUGCUCUUUAAAUGACAUUAACCUAGCUGUUAUUGCUGGCUUCUUCCUUGGCGCAGUGAGCCUCCUCUUCCUAUGCGGUGGGAUUGCAGUAAUUCUGUAACACUGAGAAUGUACAGGACCCUCCCUCCCUCUUUCUCUUUCUCUUCCUCUCUCUCUCUCUCUCUCUCUCCCUCUCUCUCUCCCUCUUUCCAGUAGACAAAGAUUAAUGAAACUCUUAUGCACAGUGCAUUGUUCCACUUUUCCUCCUGAAGAUUGGAAACUCACUCGGGCAACAAAACACUUUAAAAUAAUGGCGCCACACUUCCCAGUUAAUAGACGCAUUUACGUUAUGAAUACAUUGUGAUCACCCCAUGGUUUGCAGGUUUUGUUUCUCGGGUGAUUAUAUGGACGUAUUGGAAGAAGGUCGAGAAGGUCAUUAUUACCAUUGUAGGACCGAAUUUCCUUCUCCAUAUUUCAAUGUUAUUAUUCUUCAUUACUCUGCACUUUUAACAGUUUGGGGAUAACACUCGGAUUAAAUGUGACCAGAUGAUUAUGUAUGUUCCUUGCUGUGGUGAUAUUCAUGUUCUUUAUAACAAUGCAAUUAUGUACACAACAUUAUUGUAUUGUUUUAUGAUUUAAUAGCAUAUUGUCAUUGAGAAAAUGGUUUCCUGUUUUUUUAAUGGGUGUUAUAUUUAGUUCUACAGAAGGCUACACAUAUGCUGCAUUUACAGCACAGGCCUACACAUUUAAAAUAUCUACACAUGCUUACAAUCUAUUACUGAUUGUUUAGCUGAUAUUUUAGUGCAUUCUUAACAGGGCUACUAUUUUAGAGAAGCAUUGUUUAGUAUUAUUUGAAAUGGUGACCAAAUUCAUCCCUUUGUUAAAGCUAUGAGAUUGUUAACGCUAUGCGAUACAGCCUGAGCCGAAUAAUGUGCAUCGAUCUCUCACGUGGUUAUUAUUCUGUCAACAAAUGUAUUUCGUUCUUUCCUUUAGGCUCUAUUCAGUCUACUUAUGUUACAGUGAACUUGCUGCAACUUCAUGCCCGCAUGUUCAUUGUAAAAAUCCUAACGCCUACUCUUCAUUGUAAAAAUCUAGGGUAGGCUACUCCGCAGCUCCCCGUCUCUUUAGAAAACUGUUCCGAAAGAUUUUCAGAAUUGCUAAUCGUUGAUUUAAAAGUUCUAGAGUAGGCUAAACCAUAUUUUUUUCUUCAAAGCAUAGUCUACAAUGAACGGCAAAAAAUGCCUCAUAUAUAUUUAUUAUCAGCAAAAGUAGCCAAACUAUUUUAAAGCCUCAUAAACUUCUACUGCUUACAAAACAUGUAUCUCCUAUUUAACAUUAAAACCAAAAUGCCAGAGAAACAUCUAGCAUAAAAUAAAAAUACAUUAUUAUUUUGUGGGAUCUGUUAUCGAUAACCUAGGGGCUACUGAGCGGAUACAGUGUUUGAGAGAGUUCACCUUGCGGUAUACCAUGCAGUCACACACGUCACCUGCACGCGCUUAAACCCUGGCUGUAUAGCCUAACACGGGUCAAUGUAAAACACUACACCGUCUUAAAACGAGACAAGAGUGAACUCGGGAAAUGGUGCGUGAAAAAUGCAUGGUGUCAGCAAACGGCAAGAGGUUGAUUAAAUGAUGCGUCACAGAGUUUGAUGUUAUAAAAUGAUCUAAUAUCCUUAACGCAGGUUUUUAUGUAGCCUCAUUUUCGUCAGUUUGAAUUUCCACUUGAUAAAGUAGGCUACAUAUAGGCUACAGUAUGUUUGCUUCAACAUAAAAAAUCUAAACAAAGUUACAUCCCACUGGGCACAGAUGUCAAUUCAAGUCUAUUCCACAUUGGUUCAAUGUAAUUUCAUUGCAAUGACGUGGAAACCAAGUUGAUUCAACCAGUGUGUGCCCAGAGGGAUUGAUUAUAGCUGGGAAAUAAUAUUAUAACAUAGGUCUGUAUAAAUCAUUACAUUUAUUAAUCUACAGUCUUUUUCUACAGACAGUAUUUUUGAAACCUUUGUGUGAAGUCUGUAACUAUUGCAGAGUAGUCUCAGUAAUUCUGGCUGCCUACCUUCAGUCUGAGGAUCAAAUGGUCACUAUGGAGCAAGGGGUCUCCUUGAAGAGACUUGAGAGAGAUUGAUAAGACACUCUCAUAGGUGGUAUAUUGACCUCCAAGAUGGGGUCGAGUAAGGAAGGCAACACAUGAGCCAAGUCAGCCCGGGUUUAGACCAGUUAUACCCUUUAUACACUACUGAGGCAAGCCAAGCUAUGCCAAGCUGUACUGCGCCUGGCCUGGUUAAGUAUCCAUCCAUAGUUGCUGCAUGGAACCAUGCUGGAAAGGAUAUUGUGAAAAUUCAGGGUUGCACAAUAAUGUGAAAAGGGAAUUAGACCUACCAAUGCCUGCCUAUGCAGCCAGCCCUGGUACAGUACACUCUUAGAAAUCAGGGUUCCAAAAGGGUUCUUCGACUGUCCCCAUAGGAGAACCCUUUAUGGUUCCAGGUAGAAUCCCUUUGUGGUUCCAGGUAGAACCCUUUAGGGUUCCAUGUCGAACCCUCUGUGGAAAUGGCUCUACCUGGAACCACAAACAUUUCUUCAAAGGGUUCUCCUAUGGGGACAACCCAAGAACCCUUUUAGGUUCUCGAUAGCACCUUUUUUUCUAAGAGUGUAGGCCCAAUCUCUCUGCAGUGGUGUACAGUAACCUACAUGAAGAGUCAGUGGAGCGUCUCGGCCGUGGAGCCGCAGUGUCCCCUGCCCAGCCUGGCCCUGCUCUACUCCUGCUCUACACUACAGUAAUAACCCUGAUGGUUAACGGCCCUCUUUCUCUACAGCACUAUCACUUCUGCUGAGCGUGCACAUUUCUCUCCUCCUCCCCUCCUCCCCUCCUCCCCUCCUCCCGCUUCGGCCAGUCAGAGGGGCGCCCAGCCGUGGUAUGAGCUGUCAGACCCUGCUUUAUGGUGAUGCCGGCGUGGCCUUCCCCGAGUACGCCACAGAGUCCAUCACACCUCCCUCUCUCCCGCUCCCUCCCUCCAUCCCUCCCCCCAGCACCACGCUGGCAAACAGGGGGCCCGUCAGUCCACAGCCAGAGCCGUCCUGCUUAGAUAGAAUGAGAGAGUCUCUCCUCUAAGCAGGUCCAGGGGUUCAGCACUGUGAAGGACAGGCCAAUCACACGGCAGAGUUACACUUUAGAAAAGUCUGAUUGUUCUCUUAACCCUCAUCGUCCAGAGUGCUGAGCACCAGAGCUAACCACCACUGCUAGUCUGCUACACUGUACCUUCCACUCCAUAUGAAACCUAUCCAAGAAAGUGCUGAGCUUGACUCUACUUACUGUAUAAAUACACAGUCUAAAUGCAGCUCUAAUGUACUUUGACCUCAUGUCCCUUUAUGUAACACUUGUGUGUUUUUCUCGUCAUUGUCUGGGUUGUCAAGAGAAAUAAAGUACCACUUUAUAGCUAUAAGGCUACUGAAACUGGUUGUUGAGUUGAAUGUUCAUUCUGUUGUUUCCCCUCAUCAGUGUGAGUACUUCAAUGCAGCACUGGUCUGAUUAUUGGAUUUUAACUCUAUAUAUCUGCACUGUGUCUGUUCCUCCCCAGUAUGAGUACUUUAACGCAGUGCUGAUCAACGAGGUGGAUGAGGAGGGCAACAACGUGGAGCUGGGAGGAGAGUUCGUCCUGGAACCCAACGACCACUUCAACAACCUGUCAGUCAACCUCAGCCUCAGUGUGGUGCAGGUGCCCACCAACAUGUACAACAAAGGUACGUUCAACAACUCACACCAACGUGUACAACAAAGGUACGUUCAACAGCACACACCAACGUGUACAACAAAGGUUUGUUCAACAACUCACACCAACGUGUACAACAAAGGUACGUUCAACAACUCACACCAACGUGUACAACAAAGGUACGUUCAACAACACACAUCAACAUGUACAACAAAGGUACGUUCAACAAAACAUACCAACGUGUACAACAAAGGUUCGUUCAACAACACUCACCAACGUGUACAACAAAGGUUAUUUCAACAACACACACCAACGUGUACAACAAAGGUGCGUUCAACAACACACACCAACAUGUACAACAAAGGUACGUUCAACAACACACACCAACGUGUACAACAAAGGUGCGUUCAACAACACACACCAACAUGUACAACAAAGGUACGUUCAACAACACACACCAACGUGUACAACAAAGGUACGUUCAACAGCACACACCAUCACCAACACCCAACAGAGCCCACUGGAAAUAAAGUGUAGGGGUAGAUCUAAGCCUCGUUGUGGUCCAGGUGCCCACCAACAUUUACAACUAAGGUAGGGACACUCAGAGACCACUGUGUGCAAAUAUUGAUAUCAAAAAAGUAGGACCAUGCCCACAAGAGAUGAGCUAAGCGUGGGUGCAUGGCAGGAACAGAGUUGCCCUUCGUUGUAUAAUACAAAUAUAUUGAAUUGAAUUGUGUGAGAAUCUGAUUUGUGGUCAAUUUCAUGUAAAUUCGGGAAACAAAUUCAGAUUCAAAUUAAAACAACUGACAUUUUCAAUGGAAUGGAAUGGACCUCAACACUGCAUGGUGAGAAUGAAGUGAUGCUCUAGCUGUGUCAGUAUCAGUAUCACUGGAGGGUGGGGGGAUCCAUCAUGGCCCAAAGAUAGAGAGAGCAGUAACACUACAGGCCUUUCAAAGACAUUGGAGUGAGUGACGAGAGAAGGGAGAGAAGGAAGGAGGGGAGAGGAGAGAGGAAGGGAUGAGGUUAUUUCUCUUGCAGUGAAUGACUGUUCAGCUGUUAUUUGUUUUCUAGCCCAGUCAGCCAGUGUCGCCUCUCUGUGUAGCCGUGGCUGACUUUUCUCUGGAUGUAAUGGCCUCCUCAGUGCUCCCCACUCUCCCUUUGUUCUUGGUACAAUGGGAGGCUCCCUGACAGGAUCAGCCUCUGCUCUGGCUGUGUGUGUGACUGUGCAUGCAUGUGUGUCUCUGUGUGUGUCUGUGUGUCUGUGUGUGUGUGUGUGUGCGUGUGUGUCUCUUUGUGUGUGCGUGUGUGUCUCUGUGCGUGUGUGUCUCUGUGCGUGUGUGUCUCUGUGCGUGUGUGUCUCUGUGCGUGUGUGUCUCUGUGUGUUGUGUCUCUUUGCGUGUGUGUCUCUGUGCGUGUGUGUCUCUGUGCGUGUGCGUGUGUAUGUGGAGGCCAUGCCUCAUUGUCCCUCCACCAGGGGGGUCAAUAAGGGCCAAAGCUUAACGGUCCAGCACACCUGUGUUCUGUGUUAAUGGUGAAGAUCAUUAUUACCUGGUUAUUAUCUCUCUCACGCUGUCGCUCUCUUCCCUCCUUCCCCUCUCUCUUUCCCCGCCUACCCUGGUCUAUGUUCUUUCUAGGGAUGGACUGAUAGAGAGAGAGAGAGAGAAGAGAGAAGCGAGAGAGCAGAGAGAGAGAGAGCUAGAGAGAGAAAGAGAUCGCUCUCCGGAUAUGAUAGACUAUGACUCUCUAGCGAUAUCUCUCUCUCUCUAUCUCUCUCUCUCUCUCUCUCUCUCAUCUCUCUCUCUCUCUCUCUCAGAUCCAGCCAUAGUGAAUGGAGUGUAUUGGUCGGAGGCCUUGAAUAAAGUGUUUGUGGAUAACUUUGAAAAAGACCCGUCCCUGAUAUGGCAGUACUUUGGAAGUGCCAAGGGCUUCUUUAGGCAGUAUCCCGGUGAGUUGUGUGUGUGUGCGUGUCUAAGUGUGUGGGUAUAUGAGCGUGGGGGAGGUGCAGGGAGCAGUCACUGUAUGAAAUGGGGGGAAAUGAAAUGGAAUCACUACAAGGGUGAUUUUGCUAAUGUUGUAAUUUUACAGACCAUCAGAGAGGAUGCAUAUAGCAAAUUAAUCAGAAUGUGUGAGUCCAGCAGCAACAUACUACAAAGCAGUCCAGAGCAAUGGCAGUCAGACAUAUGGGAUCAUUACAGCACCAUCAGACAGCCACAAUGCUGACUGCAGUAGUAUAACCUUCCGUAACACCAAGAAGAUGAGCUAUAAAUGGUGAUACAGAAAUGUGUGCCUUCUCAUUGCAGUCAUAUCAUUUAAAGUCAUUCACCACUGUGGAUGACUGUGGAUAAUGUCCUGCAUAGUUGAGACUAGAGUAGUGUUAUACCCUGUACACAUCGGGACGUAUUUCAUUACGCCGUACGUCAUCUUCACGCAAUCUCGUUCCGCUACUGGACCGAGAGCAUAGGGUUUCACAACACAAGACAAGAUGGAAGAAAGCCUAGUCUCUCAUCAGAGAUAGCAUUUAUUUUGGGAGAUUGUAAAAUAUGACCUUUUCAUUCAAGACAGGAGACACAUAUUGUUUUAGGUGAUAAUUAAACGUUUUGUUUAGUUAUGUUUUUCCUCAACUUGUUUCUCUAACUUUCUAGCAAGUCAAGCUAGCUAACAGAGCAGGUAGCUAGCUAAAAGCUAGGCUAGGUUGGAGAUAGUGUAGCUAAUGACCACCACCUAAUAAUUGUAAUAAAAAACAAACAUCAUUACCGUCACAAUAAACUAAAAUGGGAGGCAACAGUCCAUUUAACAUUGCUAUUCAAAUAGUAUUCACUUAUAGGAAUGGGUAAUUGUUUAAAAGUUGCUAGCUAUCCCAUAAAGCCAUUGCCGAAAACCACAUAUUUUCAUCUUGUUCUGUGGUUUGGGAACUUCCUGUUCUAUUGACAACUCUGGCUGCAACACAGAUGAUCCAUUAUAUUGACCAGAUACUCUAGUGGCCGCUAUAACAAUGAAAAUAAAUGGAAGGCAGUCGGGAGGAGGCAAGAUCAGGUGGGACCAUUUUAGCCAAUGAGAUGGCAGAUAUGUGUGUGAACAAUAGGCACCACGGUUUACAAUAGUUACCACAACCACAAAGUCAAAAUUGGCUAUAUAGUAUUUUUUUGUUGUUGCUUUUUGUUUUUAAUUUAAGGUUAGGGUUAGGAAUAAGGUUAACAUUUUAAGAAGAGAAACUGUAGAAAUAGGUGGUGUUUAUGACUUUGUGUCUGUGGUAACUAGUGACGAUCAGGCACAACUCUGAUAUAAAUGGGUUUUUCUCAAAGUUGUCAGGUUGUCACGUGUCCUACUUAUAUCAGUACACUCAUAACAACCUAAUCAUUAUGAAACUUCUAUUCGAUCAAAUAAGCCACCAUGUAGAAAAUAUACCAUUACAUGUUUUGUUAACUAAAUUUGACACUCUCAUUUGACCUCCAUACAAAAACACCUCGCUUGGUGAGCGAAAAACCCCCCAAAAAACGCCACCUGCUGGAGAACACAGAUUUUGGACCCAGUUAUCCCUCUCGCUUCGCCUCUUCUUCUCUGGCUGCACUGCAGACGACGCAAAGUUUGGACAAAUUCUAAGAAUGCAACAUCCGUUUCGCAAAGGAGCCUUCAACCGCAAGGGGGCGCUGCGAUUCCACUCCGUUGCGGACGAUCCCCAUUGAAAUGAAUGACAUCCAGACUGCUCAGUAAUGUGAAUGCGGCUUUAGAGUGUAGGACAUAAAAGCAUAGCACUGUGCCCUUCAGGGAUCUGACAUCCGUAGACCUGACUCUCCUUUCUCAUUUUUAUUGAGUAGCAAUGAAAGAAACAGAGACAACCCUGCUUAUUGAACCCCCAUUUCUACAGGCAAUGUGCAGUCCACAGUUGACUCUGGCACAUCCUUACACUCUGUAUGACUUGAACAUGGUGCUUUGUGUAUCUACUGUAGCUUCAUUUCUUUCUCCACAUGGUUGCAGGGGUCAAAUGGCAUCCAGACGAACACGGGGUCAUUGCCUUCGACUGCAGGAACAGGAAGUGGUAUGCCUUUUCACAAUAGGUCAACAUUAGCCAAUUAGAACAUGGCUUCUUCUCUUGCUAUGUAGUCUACAAUAUGAUGUCCAUAUCAAGACAUUUGUGCAGUGUACAGCAUGGCAAGUCUUGACCCCUGUCGCGUACGUUGUCCAUUUGUUGUGUGUUGCUUUGGCUCCGCUACAGUCCAUUGAUCCCAAUCACAGAUUGUGUGUUGUUAUGCUACACUUGAUAUACCCCCAUUUAUUUAAUGGAUAGAUAGAACCAAUGUUUUGGCUAGUGUGUGGAUACUAGUCUGUCAUCCCUCCAUGCUCAGGUACAUCCAGGCAGCGACGUCUCCUAAAGACGUGGUGAUCCUGGUGGACGUUAGUGGCAGUAUGAAGGGCCUGAGACUGACCAUCGCCAGACAGACUGUCUCCUCUAUACUGGACACACUGGGAGACGAUGACUUCUUCAACAUCAUCGCUGUCAGUCUCAUUAAUGACCUGUUUGUGGGGGUGGGAUUGUGUGUGUGUGUGUGUGUGUGUGUUUGUUGGGAGGGGUGGUGGUGUGUGUGUGUGUGUGUUUGUGGGUGUCUGCUGAAUGUAUUGCCCUUAGCGUAUUAAACUUAUCGGUUUAUCUGAGUAAAAUAUGAUGUGUGUGUGUGCAUGUGUGUGUGUGUGUGUCUGUGUGUGUGUGUGAGUGUGUGUGUGUGUCUGUGUGUGUGUGUGUGCGUGUGUGUGUGCGUGUGUGUGAGUGUGUGUGUGUGUCUGUGUCUGUGUGUGUGUGUGUGUGUGAGUGUGUGUGUUUCAUGUAUCAUUCCACUCAUAUCUAACCCUCUCCAUAUGUGUUCACAGUACAAUCAGGAGAUGCACUACGUGGAGCCUUGUCUGAACGGUACACUGGUACGGGCUGACAGAAAUAAUAAAGCUGUAAGUUCCCCCGGCCCUGCAUUAAAGAUCAUAAUUGGUUAAAGAAAAUUAUGAUAAAUAAAAAAGUAUACCAGUUUCAUUUAAGGACCAAAUAAUUGACAGCCGUGCCAUAUAGAUUACAAAAUAGUUGGGAAGAGAUUUUUGACGUACCGAUUCCAUAGCACAUGCUUUAUGAACUGAUAUGCAAAACGACGCCGCAUUCAAAACUUAGAAUUUUUCAAUUUAAAUUAUUAUACAAAAUUCUUGCAACCAAUAGAAUGUUAUUUAUAUAGGGGAUACAACCUUCCCAGCUCUGCAUAUAUUUUGCUGCGAAGAGGCAGAAUCAUUAGAUCAUUUGUUUUGGUACUGUCCAUAUGUAGCUUGUUUUUGGUCAUAGGUCUAGGAAUGGCUGAAGAAUUGCAAUAUUUACCUGGAGCUAACCCUGCAAAUAGCACUACUGGGUGAUCUGAAAAGUCAUAGUCAAUCGAUCAAUAAUAUAAUAAUACUUUUAGCAAAAAAUGUCUAUUUUCAAUUUACAAUCUGUAGAAACAAUGAGAAUAGAAAGGUUCAGAACUUUUGUGAAACAUCACAGCACAGUUGAAAAAUAUAUGGAAAUAGAAAUCCAAUAUGGAUGGUGUUAAGAGAUAGAUGGGAGGGGUUGAAUGGAGCUGAAGGUUGGGACUAAAUACAACUAAUAACAACAAGAUAACUAAUGUAAAACAAACUGUGUCCUGUAAAAAGUAUAUAGGUUAUAGGUUAAGAACUGUUGUGAAAGAGCACAGUUUGAAAGAUAUGGCAAAUAGAAAUCAAACCGGAUGGACAUCAGAAAUAGAUGGGAGAGGUUGAGGGUAGAGGAAGGACAGCAGUAAAAAUCAAACAAAAUAUAAUUAUUGUAAAAUAGAUUGUGUUCAUAAAAUGUAUAUAGUAUGUAUAAGCUGGAAGUAGAGGCAUAAGCGUUGUUGUUCACUAGUUUACUGCAAUUAGGGGAGGAGUGGUAGGGUUAGAAAGUAAUAAAGGAAAAUAUAUAUUUUUAAGGGAUAUGUAUAUAUAUAUAUAUGUAUAUGUAUUUAUAUGUAUGUAUGUAUGUACAGUGAGGGAAAAAAGUAUUUGAUCCCCUGCUGAUUUUGUACGUUUGCCCACUGACAAAGAAAUGAUCAGUCUAUAAUUUUAAUGGUAGGUUUAUUUGAACAGUGAGAGACAGAAUAACAACAAAAAAAUCCAGAAAAACGCAUGUCAAAAAUGUUAUACAUUGAUUUGCAUUUUAAUGAGGGAAAUAAGUAUACAGAAUGGGCUACAAGACCAUCGGCAAGCAGCUUGGUGAGAAGGUGACAACAGUUGGUGGGAUUAUUCGCAAAUGGAAGAAACACAAAAGAACUGUCAAUCUCCCUCGGCCUGGGGCUCCAUGCAAGACCUCACCUCGUGGAGUUGCAAUGAGAACGGUGAGGAAUCAGCCCAGAACUACACGGGAGGAUCUUGUCAGUGAUCUCAAGGCAGCUGGGACCAUAGUCACCAAGAAGCUCUUUGGCAUCAACUCAACUCGCCGUGUUUGGAGGAGGAGGAAUGCUGCCUAUGACCCCAAGAACACCAUCCCCACCGUCAAACAUGGAGGUAGAAACAUUAUGCUUUGGGGGUAUUUUUCUGCUAAGGGGACAGGACAACUUCACCGCAUCAAAGGGACGAUGGACAGGGCCAUGUACUGUCAAAUCUUGGGUGAGAACCUCCUUCCCUCAGCCAGGGCAUUGAAAAUGGGUCGUGGAUGGGUAUUCCAGCAUGACAAAGACCCAAAACACAUGGCCAAGGCAACAAAGGAGUUGCUCAAGAAGAAGCACAUUAAGGUCCUGGAGUGGCUUAGCCAGUCUCCAGACCUUAAUCCCAUAGAAAAUCUGUGGAGGGAGCUGAAGGUUCGAGUUGCCAAACGUCAGCCUCUAAACCUUAAUGACUUGGAGAAGAUCUGCAAAGAGGAGUGGAACAAAAUCCCUCCUGAGAUGUGUGCAAACCUGGUAGCCAACUACAAGAAACGUUUGACCUCUGUGAUUGCCAACAAGGGUUUUGCCACCAAGUACCAAGUAAUGUUUUGCAGAGGGGUCAAAUACUUAUUUCCCUCAUUAAAAUGCAAAUCAAUUUAUAACAUUUUUGACAUGUGUUUUCAGGAUUUUUGUUGUUGUUAUUCUGUCUCUCACUGUUCAAAUAAACCUACCAUUAAAAUUAUAGACUGAUAAUUUCUUUGUCAGUGGGCAAACGUACAAAAUCAGCAGGGGAUCAAAUACUUUUUUCCCUCACUGUAUGUACACUACCGGUCAUAAGUUUUAGAACAUCUACUCAUUCAAGGGUUUUUCUUUAUUUUUACUAUUUUCUACAUUGUAGAAUAAUAGUGAAGACAUCAAAACUAUGAAAUAACACAUAUGGAAUCAUGUAGUAACCCAAAAAGUGUUAAGCACAUCAAAAUAUAUUUUAUAUUUGAGAUUCUUCAAAUAGCCAACCUUUGCCUUGAUGACAGCUUUGUACACUCUUGGCAUUCUCGCAACCAGCUUCACCUGAGCACUUGUUGGCUGCUUUUCCUUCACUCUGCGGUCCGACUCAUCCCUAACCAUCUCAAUUUGGUUGAGGUCGGGGGAUUGUGGAGGCCAGGUCAUCUGAUGCAGCACUCUAUCACUCUCCUUCUUGGUAAAAUAGCCCUUACACAGCCUGGAGGUGUUUUGGGUCCUUGUCCUGUUGAAAAACAAAUGAUAUUUCCACUAAGCCCAAACCAGAUGGGAUGGCGUAUUGCUGCAGAAUGCUGUGGUAGCUAUGCUGGUUAAUUGUGCCUUGAAUUCUAAAUAAAUCACACAGUGUCACCAGCAAAGCACCCCCAACCAUAACACCUCCUCCUCCAUGAUUUACGGUGGGAAAUACACAUUCGGAGAUCAUACGUUCAUCCACACCGCGUCUCACAAAGACACUGCGGUUGGAACCAAACAUCUCACAUUUGGACUCCAGACCAAAGGACAAAUUUCCACUGGUCUAAUGUCCAUUGCUCGUGUUUCUUGGCCCAAGCAAGUCUCUUCUUAUUAUUGGUGUCCUUUAGUAGUGGUUUCUUUGCAGAAAUUCGACCAUGAAGGCCUGAUUCACACAGUCUCCUCUGAACAGUUGAUGUUGAGAUGUGUCUGUUACUUGAACUCUUUGAAGUAUUUAUUUGGGCUGCAAUUUCUGAGGCUGGUAACUCUAAUUAACUUAUCCUCUGCAACAGAGGUAACUCUGGGUCUUCCAUUCCUGUGGCGGUCCUCAUGAGAGCCAGUUUCAUCAUUGUGCUUGAUGGUUUUUGCGACUGCACUUAAAGAAACUUUCAAAGUUCUUGAAAUGUUCCGUAUUGACUGACCUUCAUGUCUUAAAGUAAUGAUGGACCGUCGUUUCUCUUUCCUUAUUUGAGCUGUUCUUGCCAUAAUAUGGAAUUGGUAUUUUACCAAAUAGGGCUAUCUUCUGUAUACCCCCCUACCUUGUCACAACACAACUGAUUGGCUCAACCGCAUUAAGAAGGAAACAAAUUCCACAAAUGUACUUUUAAGAAGGCACACUUGUUAAUUGAAAUGUAUUCCAGGUGACUUCCUCAUGAAGCUGGUUGAGAGAAUGCCAAGAGUGUGCAACGCUGUCAUUAAACCAAUUUAAAUAAUUUGUUUAACACUUUUUUGGUUACUACAUUAAUCCAUAUAUGUUAUUUCAUAGUUUUGAUGUCUUCACUAUUAUUCUACAAUGUAGAAAAUAGUACAAAUAAUGAAAAACCCUUGAAUGAGUAGGUGUUCUAACACUUUUGACCGGUACAUAUGUAUAUGUAUGUAUUUAUGUGUGUAUGUAUGUAUAUGUAUAUUUGCAAAAAUAUAUAUGGGUGAUUGGAAGUGAUGCAGACAAUUACAUUGAUGGAAGCUACAAUCUACCAGCAAUAUUAAAGCUGAUCUACCCCCUAAAAUAAUAAUCUUUAAACAAUGAGGAAAAUGAUUUUCUUUCCAUUUUUACAAAAAAAGUUCCUCUCUCUCUCUCUCUCUCACACACACACACACACACACACACACUUACACACACACACACACACACACACACACACACAAUUGUAUGUAGAUCAUAUCAGAGGGAAUUUGUUUGAUUAAUACUCAAAUCAUACUGUAUGUUUACCUCUUCCCUUGUUAUCUAUUAGCAUUUCAGAGAACAUCUGGACAAGCUGUUUGCCAAAGGGAUUGGUCUGCUGGGUGAUGCUCUGACCGAAGCGUUCACCAUUCUAAAUGAUGUAAGUUCAGCCUUGGACUUUAACACUGUAUUUGUUCAUUCAUUGGUUCAUUGGUUCAUUCAUUCAUUUGUUUAUUCGUUCAACACAGACAUUGCACAAACAAAUAUACAGUAGUUACAUCUUACAGGUGCUCUAUCUGUGUAUCUAUAUCAUGAACAUCACACAUACUGUAAUACUCAACUCAGCAAAUGUCUCCAAUGUAGAGCGGAUGAAACACACAACACAAAACCUUAAACACAAAUUGGUUCUCAAAUGCGUCUCGGACUUCAGUUUAUUUCCAGAAUGACUUUUUACUUGAUUGAACAACAAAUAUACGUAAACACUCUUGGGUACACGGCAGAGACGUUUGAGUAGAAAGGCAGUUAGUUCAGGCACAAUAGUUGUAUGUCCCAACCUAAUUGAAUGAUGAAAAGGAGUAGCAUCAGUACACUCCAGCAAGGUGUACCUACUUAUUCUCAGUCUCUGAGUACAGCGCGUCUCCUUCCCAUUUCCCGUUCCAAAUGCUUCACCGCAAUCCCCGCUAUCCCCCGUUCCGCCCCCGUGAACACAGACACAUCUAUUCUGAAGAUGAUGAAUGAUUGUAAUUAACAGUACUGAUUAAUAAGGAGGAUGAUUGGAACACAAAGCCGGUGGAGAUAAGACCAGGAGCCUCUCUGCUCUCCUUUUAUCUCUCUGUUUUCAGGCUAGCGGCCCGCCGCACCACACAGGGUCCCGGGAGCACGGCUCCAAUGUCUGCAUUGGUACGAUUAAUUAAAGCUAGUCCAAUGAAUAUGGUAAUCAGUUGGCCAAUAGGCUCAGUGUGAAAUACAUUGUUACACUAGGCCAGGCUAUCACCUCGAUGAAUGGAUGGGAUGGACUAACUGGGCUAGAGACGUUUUACUCUGUAGCUUAUUGCAGAGCAGAUCGAAGGUAGGAAGCAAUUGACUAGCUCUGGAGUGGUGUACACUGCAGCAUUCUCAAGACUAUGGUUUCCUGGAGAUGUUUUGUGUGUUUCUCUGCUAGAAGCACCACUGUGGUCUGAGCACAAACAAACCUUGACGAUAAUACUGAUCAUCACCAUGUUCCCAUAAUCUCCACAUUUGUCAACACCUGUAUCCUAAACAGUAGCGGUUCGUGGGUAAAAUCCAGUGUUGUAAAGUACUUAAGUAUUCAGACCCUUUGCUAUGAGACUUGAAAUUGAGCUCAGGUGCAUCCUGUUUCCAUUGAUCAUCCUUGAGAUGUUUCUACAACUUGAUUGGAGUCCACCUGUGGUAAAUUCAAUUGGUUGGACAUGAUUUGGAAAGGCAUACGCCUGUCUAUAUAAGGUGCAACAGUUGACAGUGCAUGUCAGAGCAAAAACCAAGCCAUGAGGUCGAAGGAAUUGUCCAUAGAGCUCCGAGACAGGAUUGUGUCACGGCAUAGAUCUGUGGAAGGGUACCAAUAAAUGUCUGCAGCAUUGAAGGUCCUCAAGAACACAAUGACCUCCAUCCUUCUUAAAUGGAAGAAGUUUGGAACCACCAAGACUCUUCCUAGAGCUGGCUUCCCGGCCAAACUGAGCAAUCGGUAGAGAAGGGCCUUGGUCAGGAAGGUGACCAAGAAGGGAAAGAUGAACAGAGAGAUCCUUGUUGAAAACCUGCUCCAGAGCGCUCAGGACCUCAGACUGGGGCGAAGGUUCACCUUCCAACAGGACAAUGACCCUAAGCACACAGCCAAGACAUCGCAGGAGUGGCUUCAGGACAAGUCUCUGAAUGUUGUUGAGUGGCCCAGCCAGAGCCUGGACUUGAACCCGAUCAAACAUCUCUGGAGAGACCUGAAAAUAGCUGUGCAGGCAAUGCUCCCCAUCCAACCUGACAGAGCUUGAGAGGAUCUGCAGAGAAGAAUGGGAUAAAUCCCCAAAACCUGUUUUUGCUUUGUCAUUAUGGGGUAUUGUGUGUAGAUUGAUGAGGAAGAAAACAAUUUCAUCCAUUUUAGAAUAAGGCUGUAAUGUAAAAGAAAAUGUGGAAAAGUGAAGUGGUCUGAAUACUUUCCGAAUGCAAUUUAUAUUUCAAACUAAAUACUUUUAGACUUUUACUCAAGUAGUAUUUUACUGGGUGACUUUAACUUUUACUUGAGUCAUUCUCUAUUAAGGUAUCUUUACUUUUACUCAAGCAUGACAAUUGGGUAUUUUUUCCACCACUGGUAAAAUCACUUACCGCAAGUAGCAAGAAAACAGGAGCUGUCUCCACUAUUCCAGCACCAUUUCAACUUCAACAUUUCAACAUAAUCAAAUCACCUCUGCUUAGUCUAAUACAGUGACAACUAAAAGAUACCAAAAACAAUUGUCUAAUCAACGUAAGCUAAAUAUGAUGUGGCUGUCCAUGGUUCUGAUUUCUGUGUGCGUAUGUGCGUGCAUAUGUAGCAAAAACAUGUUGACUCACCCUACUUGUAGAGAAACGUCAAUGCCAUCCUCCUCUAUUUCAUGUUGACUGAACAUUCUAUCACUCUGUCAUACAGUACAAGCUUUUAUUUUUUGUUGUCCUAGGCUACCUGGCUAAAAUGCUUGUUCGCUAGCCUAACAUCCAUUCAUGGGCAACAUUAGCUAGUUAACAUUAGCCUUCUACAUCAAGCUACAUAUUGAACUUCCGUCCUCUCCGGCCAGGGGCACAACAAUGUAUUAAUUAAUUUUUGGAUCAGAAUCGCCGUUAUAAUCAUUGGCCAGUAUGGCGAAUUAAAUAAAACCACAAGUCCAAAUCCCUAUCUCCAUCCAUGGCUUUCCUUCUUAGGGAAAGGGCCAAUUGUAGCUAGCUGGCUAGCUAGCCAGCAGAGGGUAACAACACAACGAGAUGCAACAAUUCAAGUUUUUCUGUCAAUGACGUAUGCUCUCAAUGGGAUUUGAUAGGAGGGACGCCAAAUCCAAGCUGGCUUCCCUUGACACUUUUUUAUGGUGCACCAGGACAGUUUAGCUCAACGCUGAUUGGCAAAAAAAACAAAUAUUGGUCCAUUUUUUUGGGAAGCCUUGGCAUCCAUGAAUACACACCACUGAUCCUACCAUGGCAUCAUGUAUUCUACACUGCAUCUGUUUUAAACAUUAUGGUCAACAUUAUGUUCUGUCUGGAUGGUAUAUCUUCAUUUUUCUCUGUAGUUCACUGUGGUGGACAGGCUUUGAAUUCUGUUAGUUUGAUCCAAUACAGCCUUAUUUACAGUUCUCUGCCUCAGACAAACCUCCUUAGCUCUAAAACGGCUUGAGGUGUCAAAGCUCUUAGCAUUGUCCAUAUUCUUGACAAAAUACAUGUAAAUCAUUUGCUCUAUACGCUGUGUUUAUCUAGGUCUGUUUGACAUAUCUACAGUAACUCUUUACCCUGGCUUGAAGGGAUGUUCUGAGCAAGGUCAACUCGUGGUAAUCCGCAAUGUAUACGGAGACCACCGUGCAUGUGUGAGAGGUGUGUGCAUCGAGACAGUCCGUGCCGGUAUUGUAAUCCUGUGUGUGUGUGUGUGUGUGUGUGCGUGUGUGUGUGUGUGUGUGUGUGUGCAUGCCUGUGCGUGUGUAUGUCUGUCUCCACACACACAUUCUUGCUGUGCUGCUGCUGUUGUGUUUUGGGAGCAGAGCCGUGCUCAGCUCAGAAGCUUUUAGACGGCGAUAAUGGCGCUCACUCCACAAACCUCUAUUUCUCCAUGUUCCCUCUGUCACAGGUCAAUAAGCCAGUUAAUUACCGCCAUGCAUCUUCUGCCAUCAGAUUAAUGUGGGCUGCACUCCCCGGUUUAUUUACAAAGAGAUUAUCUGUGUUUUAGUCCCUGACGGGGGACACGGGCGCGCUGGGCGCCAGUAUCGGACAUCAUCAGACAUCAGCAGUGAAAACAGCCAUUACACGGCCACGGGCAGAGAUGACAGGCACAGAGUCUCAGAGCAGAUCUGGGUUCAAAUACUAACCGAAAUCUUUCAAAUACUUUUAGCAUUUUCGUCUGGAGUGCCAGAUGGGCAAGGUUUGCACUCCUUGUGAGUAUUCUAUUGGUUCAAUUGUGUCAGACUAGCUCAAUUAAGCCCAGGUAAUCAAGCCCAAAUAGUAUUUGAACCCAGGUCUGUCUCUGAGGUAGCCCAGGCCUCAGAGACAGAGAUAGGCUUAGAGGAGAGAUGAACAUCACGUGAAUAAAUGUUGCUCCUUUUUGGAGAUAGUAAUCUGGCUGUCGGGAAGACCAUGGUGCAAAACCUGUCAUUGAUGUUCCCAUCUGGUUCAACUCAAUGAGUUUCCUUGUUAGGAAAAUAGUAAAUACAAGAUAAUCUAUUAGUAAAUAGAUAAUUAUCAAUAUAAAUUAAUCAUCUGAACUUUAAUCAUCCAAAGUGCAACGCAGUCCUUGACUCAAGUCCCCAACUCUAUGUAUUCCUGUGUAUAUGUAUCUGUGUUUGUUUGUGUGAUGAUUGUGUAUCUCUGUGUAAGUGUUUGUGUUCUCUCUGUGUGCGUAGUUUAACCAGACUGGGCAUGGCAGUGUGUGUAGCCAGGCUAUCAUGCUGGUGACCGACGGGGCAACGCAGAUGUACGACGACGUCUUCGCCAAGUUCAACUGGCCAGACAGAAAGGUGAGAUACUGGUCAUGUUUGGGAAGGCUCUACAAUAGGUAGUGUUCUCUCUCUCUCUCUCUCUCUCUCUCUCUCUCUCUCUCUCUCUCUCUCUCUCUCUCUCCUCUCUCUCUCUCUCUCUCUCUCUCUCACAAACAACCAUUCACUAACUCACUAACUCACUCAAACACACAUACACACAUGCACAGUCACAAAAAAGACAUAACGAUUUUGAUACUUACAAUAUAAUUUAUUAGUAUUGCUAUAAAAUGUACAAUAACUUAUCAAACGUACUAUACCUACCAAUCCUAUCUUACUCUAUCUUAUAUUUCUUACAUCUACAAAAUAACUCAGAGAUUCACAGCCAUCUCCAACACCCCUGGAAUGGCUUCCAGUUUCUCAAUCUCUUCAUCAGAAAAGUCUCAUAAAACUCCAUCCUCACUCUCCUGCAAUGUAGAACUCUACCUGGUGCUUCAGCUCCAUGUGCUUGUGGAACAGAUAACCAAUACCUGCCUGAGCAGGAGCAAUGCUGUGGUAGCAGAAGUUGGCCAUGGUUAGGUACCGGGACUUCCAGUACCACUCACAAUGCCUGAUCGCUGAGAAAAUCGGGAGGACCUGACCUAAAGUCACACAUAAAGCCGAUGCUAUACAGAUCUGGCAUCUUAAUUUGAUCACCCUUUUGUUGUAGAAAGUUUUCCUCCUCCACAGGAAAAUGCAAAUGAGUGCAAAUGGCCUUCGUGAUUUACAUAAAUGCAACAGAAACCCUCAGAAAUCCUUUCUCUUCUUGCGGGGGCAGUCGAGUCAUUUAUUCAUAAUUCAGAUUCAAGUAUAGAAUUUGCAUUAAAAUGGAGGCCAUUGGUUUCCUGCAGGAACUUGAUGAUCUGAUAUGUACUUAAAUGCAUUCUAAACCUGUAAUGCUCAGAAAUACACAACAAUAAGCAAUUAACCAAAUCCUGGUAAAAAUACAGUAUUUGUCUCAGUCUAACCAUAGCUGAUGGAAUUUGAAGGCAUUGCAGGAAGAUACUGAUGUCCCUGUGCCAUCCAUGGUAGUGACUGAUUAAAUCGCUAGGUGUAGAAGGUCAUUUUAGCUAAAUGUAUAAUCUUAGAUAGCAGAAAGAAGCAAGUCGCACGUCUAGUCUUGGGUUGUUGCCACCAAAACAGAGUUCCAAAUCAACAUUUGUGCCUAUCAACCAAACAUUCUAACAUUCCAUUUUCAAUUGUGAUAUCAUCAUUUUCAAAUGUAAUUGUAUUCUUAUGAAUAGAAUCACCAUGGCAACACUGUUGCUCUUAUUAACCAAACAUUUUAAAUUCAAACAUUCUACCAACUUUGCUUUGGUUGAUUUUGUAUUGUUAUGAUUUUAAAAUAGAAUUGUCAUGACAAUGACACACCCACACUCCAAUCUAUCUUUCUCCUUCUCAUUCUCCUACUGCCUCUGUUGUCCUUUCAAAGUCUCAUUGUGAAUCCGAUUCUUGCUUGUGCCGUGUUUUGCUUCCUUUGAGACUUCACCAUUUCCAUCAUUUUAAAAUCAUGGAUAUUAGAUGGAUUUUCCUUCUUGUCGUUUGGCGAAAUUGAGUUCUUAUUAUCCAAGUAAAGCUCAUAACCUAGUAAAUGUACAAUUGAAUGAAAUGUACAUGUAUUUUAUAGAGCUGACCUGACCUGACACAGUGUGACAUUUGUCCUGACCAGAGAAACAUGGGGUAUAAACUGUUUUCAAGGACGGAAUCAUGGUUCAUCCUCAGUCCCUGAGCACUCACUCACGCAUGGUUUACGCUGCACACAGAACCAAGAGCCAGCCAAAACCUAAAACAUUAUACACAAGCUGCUUUACUUUGCCUAUUAGGCAUGUCUCUUUUUGAACUGUUUUGUCCUCCACCAGUCCAAACCCUGUUCAAUGAUCAGAAAACUUUUAUUUAACCAGGCAAGUCAAUUAAGAACAAAUUCUUAUUUACAAUGACGGCAAGAGGCAAAAGGCCUCCUGUGGGGGCCGGAGGUUGGGAUAAAAAACAACAACAAUGUAAGACAAAACGGACAACACAUUAUGUAGCAUUCAGAAAGCAUUCAGAAAGCAUUCAGAAAGCAUUCAGAAAGCAUUCAGAAAACCUUUAUAAGCAUGACAUUAAGAGUCAUAAUGGAGGGGCUGUGGAGAUAGUUCAGACAGUUUGUCCCCGGAGUUUAGUGGCAUCUCUCUGUUUGACCUCCAUCCACCUCAACAACAGACUGGCCUGACUCAAUCAAACACUCAUGCAGACAGUGAACUCUGCUUCUGCGUGUGCUUGGCUGGAGGAAGAGGACUGAAUGUACUUCAGAGUCUAGCCUCUCUCCUCCUGUCUUCUCUCUGCCUCUACUGCCCAGGCUUGCUCUCUGUGCUCUAGAGCCCUUCUUAUCCUCCUGGACGUAUCCACAUAGCCUUCUCCCUGCCUCUACCUCUCGUGGUCCUCUGUAGCUCAGCUGGUAGAGCACGGCGCUUGUAACGCCAAGGUAGUGGGUUCGAUCCCCGGGAACACCCAUACACAAAAAUGUGUGCACGCAUGACUGUAAGUCGCUUUGGAUAAAAGCGUCUGCUAAAUGGCAUAUUAUUAUAUUAUAUACUGUCCCAGUAUUUCAGUAUCUCUGUGCUGUGGAGCCCCUCUCCUCCUGCAUCUACCCUUUCCCCUGCCCCUGCCUCUGUCGCCCCAGGCUGGCUACAUAAUCUCUGAAUCCCCUCCUCCAGUGCCAAAAUAGGCUUGUCCCUGCUUCUGCCUCUCAGCCUCUGUCGUUGUCGCCCCUGGCUGGCUCUCUAUUGGAGGGUCUUUCUGGGGGGUCUUUUCUGGGCCACUCUGUGACAAAUGACUGGGUGAAAGCGUUAGACAAAUGCAAUUGAUAUUAAAUGGGCUGCUGUGCUAUUCAGAGUGCAAUAAAAACAAAAGCUUACGGCCCUUUUGUCCAGUCCUAUCAAGCAUAUGCGUGUCGGUAGACUCGGCACAAAGGGUACGUUUUUGGCAGUGUAACCCCCAUCCCCCCCACAUACCCAGAGGGGCAGCCAUUCACUCUGGUUCUCCUAUAUGCUUAGCAUAGCAUCUGGAGCUAAUGAGCCGUGCCGUAUUGGCCCGAGAGUCACACAAAGUACCCGCAUGGACCCGCCCCCAUGUUCAGCUAGAAGCCCUCUGAUUGGCUGGCGUAUGCCACAGAGAGAACGUAACCUGUCUCCUGUUUCUCUGUGCUGUCAACUUUGGUUUAUACGUACACACAAAUCUAAUGAAGCACAGACAUGCAGAUGGAUGGAUGGAUGGAUGAGCAAGAAAGAGAGAAAGAGGGAGGAAAACAAUGGAAAUGAGAAAGGGAUGAGGAGAGGAGAGAGGAAGGGAGAUGAAGGGAAAGGAAGAAAGACAAAGAGCUAUAGAGUGCUGGGUCUUUCCUAGUGAGGCACAUCCAGUACUGUAGCAGUGCAUAUUGCCACCCUCCUCUCCCCUCUCCAGACAGAUAGAAUACGAGCAGGAAGAGGGAGCCCCAUGUGGUUCCGUCACGGUGAAUGUUUAUGUAUUCUCUAUUUAAAUCUGAGCUGGCAACCACACUAUAAACACCUGACGUCCCUGCCUCCUCUCCGUAUAGGUGCGCAUAUUCCCUUACCUGAUUGGCCGAGAGUCUGCCUUUGCUGAUAACAUGAAAUGGAUGGCCUGUGCUAAUAAAGGUUUGUCUCCUCUUCAAACUAUAUCAUAAGAAACACAAAUACUUUGUAGCAAAUAUACCACACACCAUAUAAUUACUGUGAUGGGAUGUUGGCUGUGUUUAAAUGUGUGUGUUGGGUAGAUAGAAAUUGUGGCUAUUGGUGUGUGUUAGUCAAAGAGGUGUGUGAGUGUGUUAUGGGGAGGGAAGAGAUGCAGGUGUUAGAUUUUGAGUGUGUUUUGUUGAGAGAGGAAUUGUGGGUGUUGGUGUGUGUGUGCUGGGGUGUGAGUGUAGUUGUGUGUGUGAGGGGGUUUGAAGUGUGUGAGGGUAUCUGAGUGUGUUAGUGUAUGGGAGUGUGUGCAUGUGAGGUGUGUGAGUGUGUUGGGGAGCGAAGAGAUGCAGGAUUUAGUGUGUGAGGUGUGUGAGUGGGUUUGGAGGUGUUGGGGAUUGGCUGUGCUGCUGAUGUGAGCAGUGCAGAGCGGAGCGUCGGUGGAGUGACACAGAGGGGUCAGGGGGCAUCCCUGCCUCAUCCCUCUUCCUGUCAGAGCCUUUCCCCCUGGCCACAUGCCGCUGAUGGCUCCCGUGUGCCCACGCUCUGGAUGAGAGGAGAACGCUCUGGACUGGGAAAGUCACAGUCAGGAAAACUGAUGACUUGUGGGAUUACACAGCCCAGCUAGUCUAACCUUAUUCUAACACUCACAGUAACACACACUUACUGGGAAAUGCCUGUGAAAUACCAUAAUGUGAUACAGUGUGUGUGUGUGUGUGUGUGUGUGUGUGUGUGUGUGUGUGUGUGUGUGUGUGUGUGUGUGUGUGUGUGUGUGUGUGUGUGUGUGUGUGCGUGUGCGUGCGUGCGUGCGUGCGUGCGUGCGUGCGUGCGUGCGUGCGUGCGUGCGUGCGUGCGUGCGUGCGUGCGUGCGUGCGUGCGUGCGUGCGUGCGUGCGUGCGUGCGUGCGUGCGCGUUGCCACAGGGUAUUUCAGUCAGAUCUCCACACUGGCUGAUGUACAGGAAAAUGUGAUGAGGUAUCUUCAUGUUAUGAGUCGUCCUAAAGUCAUCGACCAUGAGCAUGACACGGUCUGGACAGAGGCCUACGUGGACAGCACUGUAAGUAUCAUAGUGAGUAGAAAAAGUUAGUGAGUGUGUGUAACGUGGUCCGUGUACAGUAUGUAUUUCCACCAGUGUACAUAAUCAGAUUACUUUUAUGAGUAACGGAGUAUUGGGUAAUAUUAUUACUUUGUCAAACAACUUUCAGAAUCAUAUCUCUACCGGGUGCGUUUCCAUGAUCCGAUCUUGACCUCAUUUAGUUCUCGAGCAAGCGGAGAAAGGCUGUUUGGAGAAAUGUCAUGACAGCUGCUGUCCAUAGAAAUGUAUAGAGGGUGCACACCUCAUCUUUGCCAUUGAUCGCUUCUGUGAUAGCAAAGCCCAUAGAGGACUGUUCCAUCUAGUGGAAAGUGUGCCCUCUAUACUCUCUAUGAGUCCAUCGCGUAUGUGCAAUCUAUAACCAGAACAGGCGGCUUGAGAGAAAGAUUUUGAAUGAAAAGAUAGGAAAUCUGUACAGAUGUUUGGCCUACAGUAUAUAUGGCUAAUUAAGCAGCCCAUAUACAGUGCCUUGCAAAAGUAUUCAUCCCCCUUGGUGUUUUUCCUAUUUUGUUGCAUUACAACCUGUAAUUUAAAUGGAUUUUUAUUUGGAUUUCAUGUAAUGGACAUACACAAAAUAGACCAAAUUGGUGAAGUGAAAUGAAAAAAAUUACUUGUUUAAAAAAAAAGAGGAAAAAAACGGAAAAGUGGUGCGUGCAUAUGUAUUCACCCCCUUUGCUAUGAAGCCCCUAAAUAAGAUCUGGUGCAACCAAUUACCUUCAGAAGUCACAUAAUUAGUUAAAUAAAGUCCACCUGUGUGCAAUCUAAGUGUCACAUGAUCUGUCACAUGAUCUCAGUAUAUAUACACCUGUUCUGAAAGGCCCCAGAGUCUGCAACACCACUAAGCAAGGGGCACCACCAAGCAAGUGGCACCAUGAAGACCAAGGAGCUCUCCAAACAGGUCAGGGACACAUUUUGCGGAGAAGUACAGAUCAGGGUUGGGUUAUAAAAAAAUAUCCAAAACUUUGAACAUCCCACGGAGCACCAUUAAAUCCAUUAUUAAAAAAUGGAAAGAAUAUGGCACCACAACAAACCUGCUAAGAGUGGGCCGCCCACAAAUACUCACGAACUGGCAAGGAGGGCAUUAAUCAGAGAGGCAACAAAGAGACCAAAGAUAACCCUGAAGGAGCUGCAAAGCUCCACAGCGGAGAUUGGAGUAUCUGUCCAUAGGACCACUUUAAGCCGUACACUCCACAGAGCUGGGCUUUACGGAAGAGUGCCAGAAAAAAGCCAUUGCUUAAAGAAAAAAAUAAGCAAACAUGUUUGGUGUUCACCAAAAGGCAUGUGGGAGACUCCUCAAACAUAUGGAAGAAGGUACUCUUUAGCUUUUUGGGCAUCAAGGAAAACGCUAUGUCUGGCGCAAACCCAACACCUCUCAUCACCCAGAGAACACCAUCCCCACAGUGAAGCAUGGUGGUGGCAGUAUCGUGCUGUGAGGAUGUUUUUCAUCGGUAGGGACUGGGAAACUGGUCAGAAUUGAAGGAAUGAUGGAUGGUGCUAAAUACAGGGAAAUUCUUGAGGGAAACCUGUUUCAGUCUUCCAGAGAUUUGAGACUGGGACAGAGGUUCACCUUCCAGCAGGACAAUGACCCUAAGCAUACUGCUAAAGCAACACUCAAGUGGUUUAAGGGGAAACAUUUAAAUGUCUUGGAAUGGCCUAGUCAAAGCCCAGACCUCAAUCCAAUUGAGAAUCUGUGGUAUGACUUAAAGAUUGCUGUACACCAGGGGAACCCAUCCAACUUGGAGCUGGAGCAGUUUUUCCCUGACGAAUGGCCAAAAAUCCCAGUGGCUAGAUGUGCCAAGCUUAUAGAGACAUACCCCAAGAGACUUGCAGCUGUAAUUGCUGCAAAAGGUGUCUCUACAAAGUAUUGACUUUGGGGGGGUGAAUAGUUAUGCACGCUGAAGUUUUCAGUUUUUUUGUAUUAUUUCUUGUUUAUUUCACAAUAAAAAAUAUAUUGCAUCUUCAAAGUGGUAGGCAUGUUGUGUAAAUCAAAUGAUACAAACCCCCCAAAAAUCUAUUUUAAUUCCAGGUUGUAAGGCAACAAAAUAGGAAAAAUGCCAAGGGGGGUGAAUACUUUCGCAAGCCACUGUAUAGCGCACUUGUAGACUAGCACAGCAAAGCAGCUCCACAGAUGAAAGGAGAAACUAGUGAUCAAAGCUGAGUUAGUAAGUAGCCUAUCUUUGGUAGAGCAUGGCCUUGCUCCCUCUGACAGUCAAACAAGCGGGGAGAUUUUGAGUCAUAUUGUAAAGUAACGCGUUACUUUUGUUAAAUGUAACGAGUAAUAUGUAAUAUAUUACUGUUUCAAGUAACUAAUCCCCACACUGGUGUCCACCCUGUAUGUGUGUUCAUACUGUAUGUGUACAUGCCCAAACAUGCUUGCGUGUCGGUGAGUGUGUGUGUGUAUGUGCAUUUGCGCGUGCCUGCAUCUGUGUAUGUGUCCUCUCUGAUCAGUCCCCUUCAUGCUACAGGAGUGAUUCCUCAUUAUGAGCUUCAUUAAUUCCGACUGGAUUGUUCUGCACUUCUGUGUCUAGAAUGGUAAUAUGCAGGAGGAGCAGUCUGUCUGGCUGUCUGUUGUACAGGAGGAGAGCUCAAUCCUCAUUUGUCAUUUUUCUGUCUCCUUCUGCAGCUCUCCCAGGCACACAAGGUAAAGCCUCUCUCUCUCUCUCUCUCUCUCUCUCUCUCUCUUUUCCUUGUCAUUUAGAGAUUAUUUACUGUGCACAUUUUAACUAUUUUCCAUGAUGGUGUAUUAAAUGGAUACAUCAUUUGAGGUGUUAUUUAGUUGCCAUUGAUAUGUGUUUGUAAUCUGGUUGCUGAGGGUUCCUGAGUAGUGAGUUUCUCCCCUGCUGUGGAGUUAAGGAAUUGCAGCAGCAGUUGAGACUGCUGUAAUUUAUAAAGCUCUGCUUCUACUCAGUAAGGGGAUUGUCCUGGACUGUAUGUGUAUUGUGUAUAGUACCCACACACGCACACAAACACACACACACGGCCACAGAGGUAAGGGUUGGGUUUGGGGGGAUUGUCCUCUGGCGUGUGUGCUCUUGUAUCUCAGCCACAGAGAAACACCAUUCAUCAUUCUGUGGAUCAUUGCCUUUUAUCUCCUGAAGCUCAUAAUAAAACUGACAUUGGAGCGGAGAGAGUGAGCGAGGGAGAGAAAGAAGGAGAGGGGACGGGGACGGGGACGGGGGGGACGGGACGGGGGGGGGCUAGCACAAGGUCGUUUCCCAGAAAGCUCUCUUGUGUCUAGUGCUGCUGACUGCUGCAGGAUAUUCCCAGUGUGUCUUUACUAAGCUCCUCUGAUGGACUGGGGGGUCUACCAGGGUCUACCUGUACAGGUGAGACUGGGCUUUAGGGGCUGUUACUCUGGGAGGAAGCGGGGUGGUCGAUGGUUAGACCCUCCAUCAGUCAUUUUGUCGAGCAGCCAAGACACAUAAUCCCACCCUAGUACCCUACACUGUUCACUGCCUCUCUCCUACACACGUACAUGAACACAAACACACACAACAGCCAAACACGUAAGCACGCGCACACGCAAGCACUCACACACAUACACAAACAGCCACGCACUCACCAUGGCUGCGGGAAGAUGUUUAGAUGUGGGUUUCAUUUUGUACAAAUUAUUUUUAAUUGUUAUAUUCAUUAUUUUUUUAUUGUGAUUUAUCAGGGUGUGCUGCAGCACCCUUAGAACCACUACUUCCAGCGGCUAUGACACUCACACACAGAGCACUCACAGCUGUGUCCGUGAGCCUGUGAGGUGAGGGAAUAGCAGACCUAGUUUCAGUGAGCACAUGUGUUUAAUCAUGUCAGUUCUCAUCCUGCUGAGCUUAGCCCCGCUCUCAGCCAAAACGGAGACACACACACACACUGGGAUUUGCUCUAAACUGGAGCUUCAAUAUACAUUUACUGUAAAACCACAAGCAACAUUUACCAUAGAUUUACACUGCAGACUCACUUACAUUUUGUAUAAAAAGCAUUUGGCGACAUUUCUACUGCACAGUGUUUGGUGAAAUGUAUUUUGGUGAAAUUACUGGACUGUAAAUGUGUUGUGAUGAAGCCUACUUGGCAGGGAUGGACAUUGGUGCAUAUGAUCCUCUAUUGACGCCGAAUAGCAUAGCAUUUAGCAUCAGUCAGACAGGGAAUACUAUAGCAACAGCCUCUGAUGAUUAACAUAAUGGGAAGAUCUCGAUUGCAUACUCCUCGCAUCCUCUCUCCUCACUCCUCGUCUCCUUCUCAAAACCCAUUGGAGGAGAAGGCCAGAGGGGAGGGACCUCUGGCUUUCUUAUCCAAAGGGUUUUGAGAAGGAGACAAGGAGAGAGGACGGGAGGAGUAUGCAAUCGAGAUCUUCCCAUUAUGUUAAUCAUCAGAGGCUGUUGCUAUAGUAUUCCAUGUCUGACUGAUGCUAAAUGCUAUGCUAUUCUCAGUAGCCAUGGUAUUUGCCACUGUCUGUCACUGUCUCUGUCACUGUGUUCUGUCUCAGUCCAGAAACAAGAAGGGCCCUAGCCUGAUGACCACUGUGGCCAUGCCUGUGUUCAGCACCAAGAACGAGACGGUAAGUGUGUGUGUCUGUGCCUCUGUCUGUCUGUCUGUCUGUCUGUCUGUCUGUCUGUCUGUCUGUCUGUCUGUCUGUCUGUCUGUCUGUCUGUCUGUCUGUCUGUCUGUCUGUCUGUCUGUCUGUCUGUCUGUCUGUCUGUCUGUCUGUCUGUCUGUCUGUCUGUCUGUCUGUCUGUCUGUCUGUCUGUCUGUCUGUCUGUCUGUCUGUCUGUCUGUCUGUCUGUCUGUCUGUCUGUCUGUCUGUCUGUCUGUCUGUCUGUCUGUCUGUCUGUCUGUCUGUCUGUCUGUCUGUCUGUCUGUCUGUCUGUCUGUCUGUCUGUCUGUCUGUCUGUCUGUCUGUCUGUCUGUCUGUCUGUCUGUCUGUCUGUCUGUCUGUCUGUCUGUCUGUGUUAUACUCACUCUUUCGCUCCUCUCUCCCCUACAGAAGAACCAGGGUAUUCUCCUAGGGGUAGUGGGCACAGACAUUCCUCUUCAGGAACUCAUGAAGAUCAUCCCUAAACACAUGGUACUGUGUUUACUAACCCAUGUUUAUGACUCAUUUGAUGCGUUGUCAUUUACUGUUGUCCUGUACUCUACUUCAUGUAAUCAAGUAUCUCUAUAUAUUGUUUUUGUGCCUUCAGCUGGGUAUCCACGGUUACGCGUUUGCCAUCACAAACAACGGCUACAUCCUGACCCAUCCGGACCUGAGGCCACUGGUAACACACUGUCUUUUAAACCCACUCAUACACUAGGUUCCCUUUCUAGGGUUGUAAAAUCACAGGUUUUCUCAGAAAUAAUGGUUAGAGGAUUCAGGAUUUCCUGCUUAUUCCCUCCUGAUACCGGGAAUCUUCUAACCAGGAGUUCUGGAAAACCUGGGAAUUCUGGGAAAGUUACCUGAAUUAUGCAACCCUAACUCUAUCCCUAACCCUAAUCUUGCCACAAUGCACUAACCAUAACCCACACAGCCUUUACACAUACCAACCUUGGGAUUGUGGUUAAAGUGGUUAAACAGCUACAUUUCAGUUUUCCCCUCCCCACUCAAACUCCUCCCAGAGGGUCCUAGCAAAAUUCUUGCUUGAGAAAUUGCUCUUUGCCAAGAAGAUAUUUUUGUUUUUUUAGGACCAUUUUUAUUGAGAACAAUCACAUUAAGAUACUUAAUUGUUACCCAGAAAUGAUUUGAUAUUGAGAUUUUUAAAAAAUUGGCUGCAUUGGACCAUUAAAGACAUGCUCCGGAACUUUGGCGACUACUAAGUCGUUUUUUAAACUUCCCGCUUUGGGCCAGAUGUGUCAGUGUGUAGUUCAUACAUGUAUAAUCUAAGAGCAGAAUUACUAUCUUACCUCAAUUAGCCACGAAAUCCCUAGUUUGUUUUUCUGGAAGAUGUGCUGUGUCAUUUUCCCAAAAUGUUCACCCACGUGGUCCAGCCCCCUAGCAAUUUGAGUUCUAGCCAAUGAGCUUCAGCCCCUCGCCAUUUGAGGGACAGCUAGCAAGAUGCACACACAGCAGAGCGAGAGAGAGAGAGAGCGCAAUGACGUGUUGCACAUAUGUGCACAUACAGUGGGGAGAACAAGUAUUUGAUACACUGCCGAUUUUGCAGGUUUUCCUACUUACAAAGCAUGUAGAGGUCUGUAAUUUUUAUCAUAGGUACACUUCAACUGUGAGAGACGGAAUCUAAAACAAAAAUCCAGAAAAUCACAUUGUAUGAUUUUUAAGUUAUUAAUUUGCAUUUUAUUGCAUGACAUAAGUAUUUGAUCACCUACCAACCAGUAAGAAUUCUGGCUCUCACAGACCUGUUAGUUUUUCUUUAAGAAGCCCUCCUGUUCUCCACUCAUUACCUGUAUUAACUGCACCUGUUUGAACUCGUUACCUGUAUAAAAGACACCUGUCCACACACUCAAUCAAACCGACUCCAACCUCUCCACAAUGGCCAAGACCAGAGAGCUGUGUAAGGACAUCAGGGAUACAAUUGUAGACCUGCACAAGGCUGGGAUGGGCUAAAGGACAAUAGGCAAGCAGCUUGGUGAGAAGGCAACAACUGUUGGCGCAAUUGUUAGAAAAUGGAAGAAGUUCAAGAUGACGGUCAAUCACCCUCGGUCUGGGGCUCCAUGCAAGAUCUCACCUGGUGGGGCAUCAAUGAUCAUGAGGAAGGUGAGGGAUCAACCCAGAACUACAUGGCAGGACCUGGUCAAUGACCUGAAGAGAGCUGGGACCACAGUCUCAAAGAAAACCAUUAGUAACACACUACGCCGUCAUGGAUUAAAAUCCUGCAGCGCACGCAAGGUCCCCCUGCUCAAGCCAGCCCAUCUGAAGUUUGCCAAUGACCAUCUGGAUGAUCCAUAGGAGGAAUGGGAGAAGGUCAUGUGGUCCGAUGAGACAAAAAUAUAGCUUUUUGGUCUAAACUCCACUCGCCGUGUUUGGAGGAAGAAGAAGGAUGAGUACAACCCCAAGAACACCAUCCCAACCGUGAAGCAUGGAGGUGGAAACAUCAUUCUUUGGGGAUUAUUUUCUGCAAAGGGGACAGGACGACUGCACCGUAUUGAGGGGAGGAUGGAUCGGGCCAUGUAUCGCGAGAUCUUGGCCAACAACCUCCUUCCCUCAGUAAGAGCAUUGAAGAUGGGUCGUGGCUGGGUCUUCCAGCAUGACAACGACCCGAAACACACAGCCAGGGCAACUAAGGAGUGGCUCCGUAAGAAGCAUCUCAAGGUCCUGGAGUGGCCUAGCCAGUCUCCAGACCUGAACCCAAUAGAAAAUCUUUGGAGGGAGCUGAAAGUCCGUAUUGCCCAGCGACAGCCCCGAAACCUGAAGGAUCUGGAGAAGGUCUGUAUGGAGGAGUGGGCCAAAAUCGCUGCUGCAGUGUGUGCAAACCUGGUCAAGAACUACAGGAAACGUAUGAUCUCUGUAAUUGCAAACAAAGGUUUCUGUACCAAAUAUUAAGUUCUGCUUUUCUGAUGUAUCAAAUACUUAUGUCAUGCAAUAAAAUGCAAAUUAAUUACUUAAAAAUCAUACAAUGUGAUUUUCUGGAUUUGUGUUUUAGAUUCCGUCUCACACAGUUGAAGUGUACCUAUGAUAAAAAUUACAGACCUCUACAUGCUUUGUAAGUAGGAAAACCUGCAAAAUCGGCAGUGUAUCAAAUACUUGUUCUCCCCACUGUCUGUGAUGUAAUACACCAUUUUCGCAGACCACUUUUGGCUCGUGAGCACUACUUUCAGAACUACUGGCUAAAAAGUAAAGUAAACAAAAGUACCGGAGCAUCUCUUCAAAUAAAUAGUUUAAAUACAGACACUGAAUGCCUGUGCCCUUUUCUGUUACAUGACAGACUAUGUUAACCACAUACACAUAAACAGUGUGAGUACGUGUUACCGAGCAAGUUGGGAGGCUCAAUCUGUAAUGCCCACCUUUUCCUUUGAUGUAUGCAUGCAGGGAGGGAUACAGGCCAUUGCUACUACUGUAGGGCUGGCUGGCCCUGGCUAACUGAGAUAACACUAACCCAGAGGUAACCAUCCUGUCCUGUAACUGUACUAUACAGAGAAUAGACCACAGACACUCACUCUCUCUCUGGGAUCCUGCAUGGGUCCCACUGGAAACUGGUGCUAGUGGAUCUGUGUGUAACAGUGUAUAUGUGACGUUAGUACCUCUCUGUGCCACUGUGUGUGUUUGUGUGUAUAUGUGUUUUAGUAUGUGUUGCUGUGUGUUUUCUAUGUACUGUAAGUGUGUGUUUCUCUGUGCCUUAGACUGUGCUGUGACUGUGGUUGUCUAUUCUGAGGCUGAACUAGACCCUACUGGACUUUGUGUGUGGGACUGGACAUGUUUAUAGUAUUGGUUGUUGAUUGAACUGAUCAAUUUGGUAUUCAAUUUGGGGAGUUCUAGCCUGGUGGAACCAGCCUGACUUCACGAUAGCUCACAUUCUGUUUGAACACAGUGGUCAGUCUGCUUAACCUGGCUAGGAGUGUUCUGGUUUUGAGCAGGACUGUGUGAACGAAGCCUUGUAUAGGUUCAUUCUUAACUUAGCUGUGCACCCAAACCAUCCACAGUGUAACCAAAAUCUAGACUUCCUCAACUGUUCCCAUCAAAUGUGUGUUCCUCUGUGCCUCAGUACCAGGAGGGCCAGAAGAGGAGGAAGCCCAACUACAGCAGUGUGGACCUGUCAGAAGUGGAGUGGGAGGACAAGGAUGACUUUGUACGUCUAAACCAUGACAUAACAAAACAUUUUACACACACUCCUGAUAAGCUACUACUACCUUUACUAUACUAAAAGGGAUACUUCGGGAUUACUUCAACCGGAGUCAGAUGAACUCAUGGAUACCAUUAUUAUGUCUCUGUAUGCAGUUUGAAGGAAGUUAGAGGUAGUUUCGUGAGCCAAUGCUAACUAGCGUUAGCCCAAUGACUGGAAGUCUAUGGUACAGUGAGGGAAAAAAGUAUUUGAUCCACUGCUGAAUUUGUACGUUUGCCCACUGACAAAGACAUGAUCAGUCUAUAAUUUUAAUGGUAGGUUUAUUUGAACAGUGAGAGACAGAAUAACAACAAAAAAAUCCAGAAGAACGCAUGUCAAAAAUGUUAUAAAUUUAUUUUUGCAUUUUAAUGAGGUAAAUAAGUAUUUGACCCCUCUGCAAAACAUGACUUAGUACUUGGUGGCAAAACCCCUGUUGGCAAUCACAGAGGUCAGACGUUUCUUGUAGUUGUCCACCAGGUUUGCACACAUCUCAGGAGGGAUUUUGUUCCACUCUGUCACACCCUGGCUCUGGGGACUCUUAAAUGUUGAGCCAGGGUGUGGAGUUUCUAUGUCAUAUGUUCUAUGUUGUGUUUUCUAGAUCGUGUUGAUCUAUGUUGGCCAGGGUGGUUCCCAAUCAGAGGCAGCUGUAUCUCGUUGUCUCUGAUUGGGGACCAUACUUAGGCAGCCUGUUUGGCACUAGUCGGUGUGGGAUCUUGUUCCGUUAAGGAUUGUUUUGUGUAACCUAGGACUUCACGUUUCGUUUGUUUGUUGUUUUGUCGUGAGUUAAGUACGUAAUAAAAUGUACGCUUAUCACGCUGCGCCUUGGUCCGUCUCAUCAGUAAACGAGCGUGACAGAAGAUCCCACCAACUAAGGACGAAGCAGCGUGUCCAGGAACAGACAGCCUGGACCUGGGAGGAGAUCCUGGAUGGGAAGGGAUCCUGGACUUGGGAGGAGAUUCAGGCCGGAAUGGAUCGCCGUCCUUGGGAGGAGACUGUGGAGGCGCGCUAUAGAGAGGAGCAGCGGCAACGCAGGAGGUGCCGGCCGAGGAGGAAGCCCGAGAGACAGCCCCAAUAAUUUUUUUUGGGGGGGGGCUAAAAGGGUGGUUGGCGGAGCCUAGUGUUAGAGCAGAGCCAACUCCCCGCACUCAUGCUAGGAAGCGUGUGACUGGGCAGGCUCCGUGUUAUGCGGAGCCACGUACUGUGCCGCGAGUGUUCCGGCACAGUCCUGUACGUCCUGUGCUAGCACCACGCACGUGUCGUGCGAAGAUGGGCAUUCAGCCAGGACGGGGUGUGCCGGCUCAAUGCUCGUGGUCUCCAGUACGCCUCCUCGGUCCCGUAUAUCUUGCGCCUGUGCCACGUGCUGUAUCGCCAGUACGAGUGCACAGCCCCGUACGUCCUGUGCUGAUGCCUCACACAUAUUGUGUGGAAGUAGGCAUUCAGCCAGGACGGGUUGUGUCAGCUCUUCGCUCCAGACCUCCAGUCCGCCUCCACAGUCCGGCCCGGCCCGUUCCGGCUCCCCACACCAAGCCAGUGGUGCGUGUUCCCAGUCCAGCCCGGCCUGUUCCUGCUCCCCGCACCAAGCCAGUGGUGUGUGUUCCCAGUCCAGCCCGGCCUGUUCCUGGCCCUCGCACCAAGCCAGUGGUGCGCGUCGCCAGCCCGGUCCGGCCUGUUCCUGCCCCUCGCACCAAGCCAGUGGUGCGCGUCGCCAGCCCGGUCCGGCCUGUUCCUGCUCCCCGCACCAAGCCAGGGGUGCGUGUUCCCAGUCCGGUCCGGCCUGUUCCUGUCCCUCGCGCCAAGCCAGUGGUGCGCGUCGCCAGCCCGGUCCGGCCUGUUCCUGCCCCUCGCACCAAGCCAGUGGUGCACGUCGCCAGCCCGGUCCGGCCUGUUCCUGCCCCUCGCACCAAGCCAGUGGUGCACGUCGCCAGCCCGGUCCGGCCCGUUCCUGCUCCCCGCACCAAGCCUGUGGUGCGCGUCGCCAGCCCGGUCCAGCCCGUUCCUGCUCCCCGCACCAAGCCAGUGGUGCGCGUCGUCAGCCCGGUCCGGCCCGUUUCUGCUCCCCGCACCAAGCCAGUGGUGCGCGUCGUCAGCCCGGUGCGGCCCGUUCCUGCUCCCCGCACCAUGCCAGUGGUGCGCGUCGUCAGCCCGGUCCGGCCCGCUCCUGCUCCUCGCACCAGGCCAGGGGUGCGCGUCGUCAGCCCGGUCCGGCCCGCUCCUGCUCCCCGCACCAAGCCAGUGGUGCGUGUGUCCAGUCCGGCACGGCCCGUGCCUGUUCCACCGGUGCCUGGUCCGGCACCGGUCAGCUGCUCCACUCCGGAGCCAGAGCAAUCCGCUCCACCGGGGUCCGGUCCAACUCCUGUCAGCGGAUCCACUCUGGAGCCAGAGCAAUCCGCUCCACCGGUGCCCAGUCCAGCUCCGGCCAGCGGCUCCAGUCCGGAGCCUGUACAGAUCGAUCCACCGUCGUCGGUUCCAGCUCCAGCCAGCGGUGCCAGACCAGACCAGGGGCGCAACGGGGAGUUGGAGAGAAAGUGGUGGUCACGCCCGGAGCCGGAUCCACCUCCGAGGCGGAAUGCCCACCCGGCCCCUACCCUGUUGUGUUUGUGUGGCGCAGUCGCAGUCCGCGCCUUUGGGGGGGGGGGGGGGGGGGGGGGGGGGGGUACUGUCACGCCCUGGCUCUGGGGACUCUUAAAUGUUGAGCCAGGGUGUGGAGUUUCUAUGUUCUAUGUUGUGUUUUCUAGAUCGUGUUGAUCUAUGUUGGCCGCUGUAUCUCGUUGUCUCUGAUUGGGGACCAUACUUAGGCAGCCUGUUUGGCACUAGUCGGUGUGGGAUCUUGUUCCGUUAAGGUUUGUUUUGUGUAACCUAGGACUUCAAGUUUCGUUUGUUUGUUGUUUUGUCGUGAGUUAAGUACGUAGUAAAAUGUACGCUUAUCACGCUGCGCCUUGGUCCGUCUCGUCCAUAAACGAUCGUGACACACUCCUCUUUGCAGAUCUUCUCCAAGUCAUUAAGGUUUAGAGGCUGACGUUUGGCAACUCGAACCUUCAGCUCCUCCACAGAUUUUCAAUGGGAUUAAGGUCUGGAGACUGGCUAGGCCACUCCAGGACCUUAAUGUGCUUCUUCUUGAGCCACUCCUUUGUUGCCUUGGCCGUGUGUUUUGGGUCAUUGUCAUGCUGGAAUACCAAUCCACGACCCAUUUUCAAUGCCCUGGCUGAGGGAAGGAUGUUCUCACCCAAGAUUUGACGGUACAUGGCCCCGUCCAUCGUCCCUUUGAUGCAGUGAAGUUGUCCUGUCCCCUUAGCAGAAAACACCCCCAAAGCAUAAUGUUUCCACCUCCAUGUUUGACGGUGGGGAUGGUGUUCUUGGGAUCAUAGGCAGCAUUCCUCCUCCUCCAAACACAGCGAGUUGAGUUGAUGCCAAAGAGCUCGAUUUUGGUCUCAUCUGACCACAACACUUUCACCCAGUUCUCCUCUGAAUCAUUCAGAUGUUCAUUGGCAAACUUCAGAUGGCCCUGUAUAUGUGCUUUCUUGAGCAGGGGGGCCUUGCGGGUGCUGCAGGAUUUCAGUCCUUCACGGCGUAGUAUGUUACCAAUUGUUUUCUUGGUGACUAUGGUCCCAGCUGCCUUGAGAUCAUUGACAAGAUCCUCCCGUGUAGUUCUGGGCUGAUUCCUCACCGUUCCUCAUGAUCAUUGCAACUCCACGAGAUGAGAUCUUGCAUGGAGCCCCAGGCCGAGGGAGAUUGACAGUUAUUUUGUGUAUCUUCCAUUUGCGAAUAAUCGCACCUACUGUUGUCACCUUCUCACCAAGCUGCUUGGCGAUGGUCUUGUAGCCCAUUCCAGCCUUGUGUAGGUCUACAAUCUUGUCCCUGACAUCCUUGGAGAGCUCUUUGGUCUUGGCCAUGGUGGAGAGUUUGGAAUCUUAUUGAUUGAUUGCUUCUGUGGACAGGUGUCUUUUAUACAGGUAACAAUCUAAGAUUAGGAGCACUCCCUUUAAGAGUGCUCCUAAUCUCAGCUCGUUACCUUUAUAAAUAUACCUCAUUAAAAUGCAAAUCAAUUUAUAACAUUUUUGACAUGCGUUUUUCUGGAUAUUUUUGUUGUUAUUCUGUCUCUCACUGUUCAAAUAAACCCACCAUUAAAAUUAUAGACUGAUCAUUUCUUUGUCAGUGGGCAAACGUACAAAAUCAGCAGGGGAUCAAAUACUUUCUUCCCUCACUGUAUCCACUAGCGUGCUAACGCUAGUUAGCAAUUGCACUAACACUAGUUAACAACUUCCUUCAAACUGCACGCAGAGACGGAGAUAAAGGGCUUCACUGACAAAAUCCUGAAGUAUCCUUGUAAUUAGAUUUUGUUUAUUUAACCUGGAAAGUCCACUCAGUAAGAAUUGCCACUGCUUUCCAGGGAGUCCUGGGGAGCUGUAUACUCUCAGACAGCAUGCAGUCCUUGCAUCUUGAUAAAUAUCCUGUUCUUAUGUUUCAGCUGCGUAAUGCCAUGGUCAACAGGAAGACUGGGACAUUCUCCAUGGAGGUGAAGAAGACAGUGGACAAAGGGGUGAGACUGAAGAUUUUAUUAUGACUCUGACAAUUAAAGAAACGAUGACACUCUUCUUUUGAACCCCCUAAGGUCUAAGGGCGCGGGGAUGGGUUAACAUAUGGAAUUGUUUUAAGAAGGGCAUACCAAGGAUCAUUUACAUUUUAGUCAUUUAGCAGACACUCUUAUCCAGAGCGACUUACAAGAGCAAUUAGGGUUAAGUGCCUUGCUCAAGGGCACAUGGACAGAUUUUUCACCUAGUCUGCUCGGGGAUUAGAACCAGCGACCUUUCGGUUACUGGCACAACGCUCUUAACCACUAAGCUACCUGCCGCCCCAUUUAGCUAUUUGAUUUAGAAUUUUAGGACCCCGAAAAAAUAAGUUACUAAAAAAGUUAUACAUAAACAUUGAAUUUGGCCUUACUGCUAUUACCCCAUAGAAACACAUUGAAUAACAUUUUCAUAUAUGGCAAAACAGAUAAAUAAAUACAUCAAAGGGAAGUAUGUUUUGAAGUGUCUGUCCUAUAUCUAAGAGAAAUAAGAAAGCUCAGGAAAUCUUUGUAAAUAUUCUUUCUACCCAUAUUUAACCCUUUUUUUUGGGCGCUAAACUACUUACAUAUAUACAGUUGAAGUCGGAAGUUUACAUACUCCUUAGCCAAAUACAUUUAAACUCAGUUUUUCACAAUUCCUGACAUUUAAUCCUAGUAAAAAUUCCCUGUCUUAGGUCAGUUAGGAUCACCACUUUAUUUUAAGAAUGUGAAAUGUCAGAGUAACAGUAGAGAGAAUUAUUUAUUUCAGCUUUUAUUUCUUUCAUCACAUUCCCAGUGGGUAAGAAGUUUACAUACACUCAAUUAGUAUUUGGUAGCAUUGCCUCUAAAUUGUUUAACUUGGGUCAAACGAGUCGGGUAGCCUUCCACAAGCUUCCCACAAUAAGUUGGGUGAAUUUUGGCUCAUUCCUCCUGACAGAGCUGGUGUAACUGAGUCAGGUUUGUAGGCCUCCUUGUUCGCACACGCUUUUUCAGUUCUGCCCACACAUUUUCUAUAGAAUUUAGGUCAGGGCUUUGUGAUGGCCACUCCAAUACCUUGACUUUGUUGUCCUUAAGCCAUUUUGCCACAACGUUAGAAGUAUGCUUGGGGUCAUUGUCCAUUUGGAAGAUCCAUUUGCGACCAAGCUUUAACUUCCUGACUGAUGUCUUGAGAUGUUGCUUCAAUAUAUCCACAUAAUUUUCCUUCCUCAUGAUGCCAUCUAUUUUGUGAAGUGCACCAGUCCCUCCUGCAGCAAAGCACCCCCAGAGCAUGAUGCUGCCACCCCCGUGCUUCACGUUUGGGAUGGUGUUCUUGGGCUUGCAAGCAACCCCCUUUUUCCUCCAAACAUAACGAUGGUCAUUAUGGCCAAACAGUUAUAUUUCUUUCAUCAGACCAGAGGACAUUUCUCAAAAAAGUACGAUCUUUGUCCCCAUGUGCAGUUGCAAAACGUAGUUUGGCUUUUUUAUGGUGGUUUUGGAGCAGUGGCUUCUUCCUUGAUGAGCGGCAUUUCAGGUUAUGUCAAUGUACAGUUGAAGUCGGAAGUUUACAUACACUUACAGAGGGGAGAACAAGUAUUUGAUACACUGCAGAUUUUGCAGGUUUUCCUACUUACAAAGCAUGUAGAGGUCUUUAAUUUUUAUCAUAGGUACACUUCAACUGUGAGAGACGGAAUCUAAAACAAAAAUCCAGAAAAUCACAUUGUAUGAUUUUUAAGUAAUUAAUUUGCAUUUUAUUGCAUGACAUAAGUAUUUGAUCACCUACCAACCAGUAAGAAUUCCGGCUCUCACAGACCUGUUAGUUUUUCUUUAAGAAGCCCUCCUGUUCUCCACUCAUUACCUGUAUUAACUGCACCUGUUUGAACACGUUACCUGUAUAAAAGACACCUGUCCACACACUCAAUCAAACAGACUCCAACCUCUCCACAAUGGCCAAGACCAGAGAGCUGUGUAAGGACAUCAGGGAUACAAUUGUAGACCUGCACAAGGCUGGGAUGGGCUACAGGACAAUAGGCAAGCAGCUUGGUGAGAAGGCAACAAACUGUUGGCGCAAUUAUUAGAAAAUGGAAGAAGUUCAAGAUGACAGUCAAUCACCCUCGGUCUGGGGCUCCAUGCAAGAUCUCACCUCGUGGGGCAUCAAUGAUCAUGAGGAAGGUGAGGGAUCAGCCCAGAACUACACGGCAGGACCUGGUCAAUGACCUGAAGAGAGCUGGGACCACAGUCUCAAAGAAAACCAUUAGUAACACACUACGCCGUCAUGGAUUAAAAUCCUGCAGCGCACGCAAGGUCCCCCUGCUCAAGCCAGCGCAUGUCCAGGCCCGUCUGAAGUUUGCCAAUGACCAUCUGGAUGAUCCAGAGGAGGAAUGGGAGAAGGUCAUGUGGUCUGAUGAGACAAAAAUAUAGCUUUUUGGUCUAAACUCCACUCGCUGUGUUUGGAGGAAGAAGAAGGAUGAGUACAACCCCAAGAACACCAUCCCAACCGUGAAGCAUGGAGGUGGAAACAUCAUUCUUUGGGGAUGCUUUUCUGCAAAGGGGACAGGACGACUGCACCGUAUUGAGGGGAGGAUGGAUGGGGCCAUGUAUCGCGAGAUCUUGGCCAACAACCUCCUUCCCUCAGUAAAAGCAUUGAAGAUGGAUCGUGGCUGGGUCUUCCAGCAUGACAACGACCCGAAACACACAGCCAGGGCAACUAAGGAGUGGCUCCGUAAGAAGCAUCUCAAGAUCCUGGAGUAGCAUAGCCAGUCUCCAGACCUGAACCCAAUAGAACAUCUUUGGAGGGAGCUGAAAGUCCGUAUUGUCCCAGCGACAGCCCCGAAACCUGAAGGAUCUGGAGAAGGUCUGUAUGGAGGAGUGGGCCAAAAUCCCUGCUGCAGUGUGUGCAAAUCUGGUCAAGACCUACAGGAAAUGUAUGAUCUCUGUAAUUGCAAACAAAGGUUUCUGUACCAAAUAUUUAGUUCUGCUUUUCUGAUGUAUCAAAUACUUAAAAAUCAUACAAUGUGAUUUUCUGGAUUUUUGUUUUAGAUUCCGUCUCUCACAGUUGAAGUGUAUCUAUGAUAAAAAAUUACAGACCUCUACAUGCUUUGUAAGUAGUAAAACCUGCAAAAUCGGCAGUGUAUCAAAUACUUGUUCUCCCCACUGUAGGUUGGAGUCAUUAAAACUUGUUUUUCAACCUCUCCACAAAUGUCUUGUUAACAAACUAUAGUUUUGGCAAGUCGGUUAGGACAUCUACUUUGUGAAUGACACAAGUACAUUUUCCAACAAUUUUUUACAGACAGAUUAUUUCACUUAUAAUUCACUGUAUCACAAUUCCAGUGGGUCAGAAGUUUACAUACACUUAAGUUGACUGUGCCUUUAAACAGCUUGGAAAAUUCCAGAACAUGAUGUCAUGGCUUUAGAAGCUUCUGAUAGGCUAAUUGACAUAAUUUGAGUCAAUUGGAGGAGUACCUGUGGAUGUAUUUCGAGGCCUACCUUCAAACUCAGUGCCUCUUUGCUUGACAUCAUGGGAAAAUCAAAAGAAAUCAGCCAAGACCUCAGAUUUGGUCUGGUUCAUCCUUGGGAGCAAUUUCCAAACGCCUUAAGGUACCACGUUCAUCUGUACAAACAAUAGUACGCAAGUAUAAACACCAUGGGACCACGCAGCCGUCAUACCGCUCAGGAAGGAGACACGUUCUGUCUCCUAGAGAUGAACGUACUUUGGUGCGAAAAGUGCAAAUCAAUCCCAGAACAACAGCAAAGGACCUUGUGAAGAUGCUGGAGGAAACAGCUACAAAAGUAUCUAUAUCCACAGUAAAACGAGUCCUAUAUCGACAUAACCUGAAAGGCCGCUCAGCAAGGAAGAAGCCACUGCUCCAAACCACCAUAAAAAAGCCAGACUACGGUUUGCAACUGCACAUUACAUUUUACCUUUUAGUCAUUUAGCAGACACUCUUAUCCAGAGCGACUUACAGUUAGUGAGUGCAUACAUUUUCAUACUGUCCCCCGUGGGAAUCGAACCCACAACGCUGGCAUUGCAAGUGGGACUCACACAUUGGGACAAAUAUCGUACUUUUCGGAGAAAGUCCUCUGGUCUGACGAAACAAAAAUAGAACUGUUUGGCCAUAAUGACCAUCGUUAUGUUUAGAGGAAAAAGGGGGUUGCUUGCAAGCCGAAGAACACCAUCCCAACCGUGAAGCACAGGGGUGGCAGCAUCAUGCUGUGGGGGUGCUUUGCUGCAGGAGGGACUGGUGCAUUUCACAAAAUAGAUGGCAUCAUGAGGAAGGAAAAUUAUGUGGAUAUAUUGAAGCAACAUCUCAAGACAUCAGUCAGGAAGUUAAAGCUUGGUCGCAAAUGGGUUUUCCAAAUGGACAAUGACCCCAAGCAUACUUCCAAAGUUGUGGCAAAAUGGCUUAAGGACAACAAAGUCAAGGUAUUGGAGUGGCCAUCACAAAGCCCUGACCUCAAUCCUAUAGAAAAUGUGUGGGCAGAACUGAAAAAGCGUGUGCGAGCAAGGAGGCCUACAAACCUGACUCAGUUACACCAGCUCUGUCAGGAGGAAUGGGCCAAAAUUCACCCAAUUUAUUGUGGGAAGCUUGUGGAAGGCUACCUGAAACGUUUGACCCAAGUUAAAUAAUUUAAAGGCAAUGCUACCAAAUUAUAAUUGAGUGUAUGUAAACUUCUGACCCACUGGGAAUGUAAUGAAAGAAAUAAAAGCUGAAAUAAAUAAUUCUCUCUACUAUUAUUCUGACAUUUCACAUUCUUAAAAUAAAGUGGUGAUCCUAACUGACCUAAUACAGGGAAUGUUUACUAGGAUUAAAUGUCAGGAAUUGUGGAAAAACUGAGUUUAAAUGUAUUUGGCUAAGGUGUAUGUAAACCUCCGACUUCAACUGUAGGACUUGUUUUACUGUGGAUAUAGAUACUUUUGUACCUGUUUCCUCCAGCAUCUUCACAAGGUCCUUUGCUGUUGUUCUGGGAUUGAUUUGCACUUUUCGCACCAAAGUACGUUCAUCUCUAGGAGACAGAACGCGUCUCCUUCCUGAGCGGUAUGGCGGUUAUACUUGCAUACUAUUGUUUGUACAGAUUAACGUGGUACCUUCAGGGGUUUGGAAAUUGCUCCCAAGGAUGAACCUGACUUGUGGAGGUAUACAAUUAUUUUUCUGAGGUCUUGGCUGAUUUCUUUUGAUUUUCCCAUGAUGUCAAGCAAAGAGGCACUGAGUUUGAAGGUAGGCCUUGAAAUACAUCCACAGGUACACCUCCAAUUGACUCAAAUGAUUAGCCUAUCAGAAGCUUCUAAAGCCAUGACAUCAUUUUCUGGAAUUUUCCAAGCUGUUUAAAGGCACAGUCAACUUAGUGUAUGUAAACUUCUGACCCAAUGGAAUUGUGAAACAGUGAAUUAUAAGUGAAAUAAUCUGUCUGUAAACAAUUGUUGGAAAAAUUACUUGUGUCUUGCACAAAGUAGAUGUCCUAACCAACUUGCUAAAACUAUAGUUUGUUACCAAGAAAUUUGUGGAGUGGUUGAAAAACUAGUUUUAAUGACUAAGUGUAUGUACAUUUCCGACUUCAACUGUACUUCCAUUAAUUUUUUAUACUGGUACCGGGCUACCUUCAGACGAGGCUUGUGUGGCUUGUGUGGUGGGCGUCCUAGAGCAAAACAACAAACAUAUACGUGUUCGUGAUAGUCUCACCUUUCGAUGGUGAGGUCAUAUUAGUGCAGAGUUUCCCAAACUUGGUCCUCGGGACCCAAAAGGGUGCACGUUUUUUUCUUUCUUUUCCCUAACACUACACAGCUAAUUCAAAUUAUCAAAGCAUGAUAAUUAGUUAAUUAUUUGAAUCAGCUGUGUAUUGCUAGGGCAAAAAACAAAACGUGCACCCCUUGGGGUCCCGAGGACCGACUUUGGAAAACCCUGUAUUAGUUUGUAGGCUAAACUGUUCAGACGCUACAGACAGAAUUUGGCAGAUCGGUGGUACCGACUGACACUUGUGGGGGUCGUAGAGCAAAACGGAGAACACCAUCGUGAUUGUGAGAAUCUCAUCUUUCCUUAGAGUUUGUAGGCCAAACCGUUCGGACGCUACAGACAUUUUCGUGAGAAGACCGAUUUGCGGUAUGUCUCCUAGUCUGACAAACACCUCUGUAGCUCUGCCUCCUUCCACCGCAGAUUCGGAAGGCCGACAUCGGCGGAUGCGGUGGAUUGAGGCGCAGCCCAUGCAAAACAGACAUCUCUAGCUUAAUCAGACAGAUUUUUAAUGGGGUUGUUUUUAUUAUGCUAAUUAUACGGACAUUGACUUUUAAUGAGAUCCACUGGAUGAGUCCUCAUUCUCCAUGCUUUUCUUUAUGUUUUCAGAAAAGACUCCUGAAGAUGCACAAUGACUACUUCUACACUGAAGUCAAGGGAACUCCCUUCAGGUGAGGGGAGAUGCUUUGAGAGUAGGGUACACACGCUUCUUUAGUUUUUCAGCACAUUUAUUGAUUUAUCCAUUUAUCUUGAUCAAUUCUCUGAUGUCCUUCUGAAAGUUGACAUGAUGGCUGGUUCAGUGAGUGUGUAAGUGCCAUGUGUCUCUGUGGGCCCAUUUUCCAGACAUAGAUAACGCCUAGUCCAGUGGAGGCUGCUGAGGGGAGGACGGCUCAUAAUAAUGUCUGGAACGGGGCAAAUGGAAUGGCAUCAAACACAUGGAAACCUUGUGUUUAUGUAUUUGAUACCAUUCCACCUAUUCCGCUCUAGCCAAUACCACAAGCCCGUUCUCCCCAAUUAUGGUGCCACCAACCUCCUGUGGCCUAGUCCUAAACUGAAAAGCAGUAUCAAUGGAGAAUUCCCACUGAACAUUCUUUUUCAUCCAGGACUAGGCUUAUUCUGUGUUCGGGAAACCAUCCCUAAGAGUGUAACUGUUGACUUAUCUCUGCUCCUCACCCUGCCGUGUGAUUCUGUGUUCAGUGUCGGAGUAGCUUUGUCCAGAGGCCAUGGCAAAUUCUUCUUCAGGGGAAACGUCUCAGUGGAAGCAGGUAAGAGUCACUUUACUCCUAUCAUACAUUCAUUCCUUCAUUCUCCCACUCACUCACUCAACGAACUAUGAGAUCUUCAUCAGUUUCAUAGAAGUUUAUGGGUAUUCUGUACCUGUGGUCUGCCUGUUCUUAAGGCCAUAUAUCAGUGCACUCAGCCUGGCCCUGUUGAAGCGUCACUGAUCUGAUGUUCAUGUGUUUUGCAGGGCUCCUUGACCUGGAACAGCCAGAUGUUGCGCUGGCAGAUGAAUGGUAAUGCAGGGGGUUAUGGGUAAUAUAGGGGGUUAUGAGCUUGGGCUUGGUCAGUCAAGCAUUAUAUAGGUUACUGCUUUCUGUGGGUGUGUUUGUAAAUUCACUCUGGAGUGCCAGAGUGCGCUCAGAGUGCACUCUGGCCGUUUGUAAAUUCAAAGCGUUGUCAGAUUGUCCGUUCGUAAAAUUCAGAGCAUUUCGCUCUCGGAGUGUUCAGAGCGCACACUGGACGCUCUAGCCGAGGAGUAGGGUUGAUCCGAGCGUUCUGACCUAACAGCGGCAGUCAAGCACCCAAGCUAACUGGCUAAAGUAGGCUAGCUUGCUAGCUAGCUACUUCCAGACACAAAUGAGAGAACACCGCACUCUGACCAUUUUACUCGCCCAAGCAGAGUUGGUCAGGCUGUUUUCAUGUUAUCUAGAGCGUUGGUGACUGUAACUGUGCUGCUGGCAACAAUUUAAUUAGCAGUUUAUUUGCCGAUGUUUACUGACAACCGGUCAUAUUCAAUAUUUGUUGCGCAUUCGUAAAUUCUUCAGUUAUUCUGCGCUGCGCUCUGGCACACUCAGUCAAGAGUGCUCUGAAAUCAGAGUAGAUAGCCCGAGUGAAUUUAUAUGAAUGCACCCUGUAUGUCUUAGUAAGUAUGUUAUGUUGAGCCAUGUGAUAUAACAGCAGGUCAUCUGUUAUGUACUGUUCUGUUCAGCUGAAACGCUGAAACAUUGGCGCUUUGCCUGAAAUAGUUGGGAGUUGGGAGUAUAGAGUGUGACUUUCUAUAUUUUUCUUUCUGUUAUUUAGUUUAGUUUUUGUUGGUCAGCUCCUCAAGUGUCACGUUCAUUGUAUAAAGAAUUGGACCAAGGUGCAUCGUGGUAUGCGUACAUAGUCGUUUAUUCUAAUAAAUACCGACAUAAUAACAAAAUCCAACAGAACGUGAAGUUCAAGAGGCUACACAUACAACAAGCCAAACAGUACUAGAAACAAGAUCCCACAACAUAGGUAGGCAAAAUGGCUGCCUAUGUAUGAUCCCCAAUCAGAGACAACGAUCGACAUCUGCCUCUGAUUGGGCACCACACCCGGCCAACAUAGAAAUAGAUACACUAGAAUGUAUCCAAAUCACACCCUGACCUAACCAAACAGAGAAUAAAGGUGAUGUCUAAGGUCAGGGCGUGACAGUACCCCCCCCCCCCCCCAAGGAGGUGCAGACUCCGGCCGCAAAAACCUGACUUAUUAGGGGAGGGUCCGGGGGUGGGCAUCUAGCCUCGGUGGCGGCUCCGGCUCCGGCUUCGGACGUGACGUAGGCAGUAAACUCUUCUCCCAUCCUGCCUCUCCUUUGCACGCCCGGUCCAGUCUGGACCCCGGCGCGAUGCUCCCCCUCUCAGUCCUCCCACAAUGCACCAAGUCCUGUCUGGACCCUGGUGUGGGAGCCCUCGACCCUGGAGAGGGGCUGACGUCUGGCCCCGGCCCAGCAGUCCUCCCGCGAUGCACCAAGUCCUGUCUGGACCCUGGUGUAGGAGCCCUCGACCCUGGAGAGGGGCUGACGUCUGGUCCCAGCCCAGCAGUCCUCCCGCGAUGCACCAAGUCCUGUCUGGACCCUGGUGUGGGAGCCCUCAACCCUGGAGAGGGGCUGACAUCUGGCCCCGGCCCAGCAGUCCUCCCGCAAUGCACCAAGUCCUGUCUGGACCCUGGUGUAGGAGCCCUCGAUCCUGGAGAGGGGCUGACGUCUGGUCCCAGCCCAGCAGUCCUCCCGCGAUGCACCAAGUCCUGUCUGGACCCUGGUGUGGGAGCCCUCAACCCUGGAGAGGGGCUGACAUCUGGUCCCGGCCCAGCAGUCCUCCCGCGAUGCACCAAGUCCUGUCUGGACCCUGGUGUGGGAGACCCCGACCCUGGAGAGGGGUUGACGUCUGGCUCCGGCUCGGACCCCGGUGGAGCGGAUGGCUCCGGCAUGGGGGAAGAGUAGACGACCGGACCCGGACUGGGCACCGGUGAAGUGGACUGCCCCGGCUCUGGUAGGGAGCAGAUAACCGGAGCUGGACUAGGCACUGGUGGAGCGGACUGCUCUGGCUCUGGAGUGAAGCAGCUGACCGGAGCUGGACUUGGCUCCGGUGGAGUGGACUGCUCUGGCACAGGAGUGGAGCAGCUGACCGGAGCUGGACUAGGAUCCGGUGGAGAGGACUGCUCUGGCACUGGAUUAAAGCAGCUGACCGGAGCUGAAGACUCUGGACUGCAGACCAUCGCAGGAGGCUCUGGACUGCAGACCAUCGCAGGAGGCUCCGGGCCAUGGACCAUCACUGGAGCCUUCGUGCCAUGGAUCAUCACUGGAGGCUUCGUGCCAUGGAUCAUCACUGGAGGCUUCGGGCCAUGGAUCAUCACUGGUGCGGGGCGCUGGCCCAUGAUGCACUGGGCUGUGGACACGCACCGCUGGUUUGGUGCGAGGAGCAGGUACGGGGCGCACUGGGCUGGCGACACGCACCACUGGUUUGGUGCGAGGAGCAGGUACGGGCGUACCGGGCUGGCGAUACGCACCACUGGUUUGGUUGCGAGGAGCAGGCACGGGCCGUACCGGUCUGUGAAGGCGCACUGGUGGCACAGUGCGUAAAUCCGGCGCAUAGCCUGGUGCUUGCACGGUCACACGCUCCUCAAAGCGAGUGCAGGGAGUUGGCUCUCUUCUGAAAUCUGGCUCCACCAGCCUCUGGUCUAAGGACUGAGCUCUCUGCUGCUGGAGGGUUAACUCCUCUCUCAGCUCCUCCUGUUGUCUGGCCAGCUCCUCUCUCCGUGCAUCCACUGACUCCUUCUCCCUGUGGGCCUCCUGCAGCGCCUCCCUCUGGAGGGAGCUCUCCUGCUCUCUCUUAGCUAACAGCCCCCGUAAGGUAGUUAUCUCCUCUCUCAGAGUGCUGAGCUGCAUGUCUUGGAGGGCCUCUAUAAUGGCGGCCUCCUCUUCCUCCACAGUCAGCCCUUUCAGGGCCUCCUUCUGCUCCGUGUGCCCCCCCCAAAAAUGUUUCUUGGGGCUGCUUCUCGUGCUUCCUUUGCGGCCGGCACUGUCGGCGUCGCCGUUGAUCCACUCCUGCCUGGGCUUCCUCCUUCGCCCAGGGUCCUUUACAGGCUAAUAUCUCCUCCCAUGUCCAAAAUGUCUUCCCCACCUGUGUCCAGGGUGUCUGCUCCUCCUGGCCUCGCUGCUUGGUCCGUUACUGGUGGGAUCUUCUGUCACGUUCGUUGUAUAAAGGAUUGGACCAAGGUGCAGCGUGGUAUGCGCACAUAGUCGUUUAUUCUAAUAAACACCGACAUAAUAACAAAAUCCAACAGAACGUGAAGUUCAAGAGGCUACACAUACAACAAGCCAAACAGUACUAGAAACAAGAUCCCACAACAUAGGUAGGCAAAAUGGCUGCCUAUGUAUGAUCCCCAAUCAGAGACAACGAUCGACAGCUGCCUCUGAUUGGGCACCACACCCGGCCAAACAUAGAAAUAGAUACACUAGAAUGUAUCCAAAUCACACCCUGACCUAACCAAACAGAGAAUACAGGUGAUCUCUAAGGUCAGGGCGUGACAUCAAGUGUUUUGUGUGUGCGUCUACCUAUUCAUUUGACAGGACGUAUUGCAACACAGACGAGCACCAUGAGCACCGCUCCCUCUCCCAGAUCCAGGCCAUUAAACUCUACCUGACCGGACGCAAGACAAACAUCAAAUGUAAGUUACACCACACUGGGAUCUAUAGGCUACUGGGGUUUCAUUAUAUAUCCUGGGAAAUCAUAUAACCUUGCCUUAACCCUAACCCUAGCUGCAACCCCAACCCUAACCCUAGCCUUAUAUUCUAUGUCCUGUCUGUAGAGGACUUGGUAGUGUGUUUCCAGGACUGAACCACUCCCUCUCUGCCGUAGGUGACAGGGAGCUGAUCCAGGAGGUGUUGUUUGAUGCUGUGGUCACAGCCCCACUGGAGGCCUACUGGACCGGCCUGGCCCUCAACAAGUCAGAGUGAGUCUAGCCUACUAACUCCUCCUCAACGCCUUUAUGCAACAUACCUCCCUCUGUUGCUCUCUCACAGGAUGAUACUUUAUAAAUUGCCAGGUUGGUCAUAGUUACAAAUAGUUAUGAACAUCAACUCCAUCAAAGUGUCACUAUGUAUCUCUGCUUUCAUCACCUGUGUAGUCAGCCUCUUCCCACAGUUCUCUCUACUCUGUGAUAUUGUGAUUAAUGUGUUUGUUUUCAUUUUUUGUUUGUUUGUUUCAAUCACCGCAACAGGAAUUCAGACAAAGGAGUGGAGAUUGCUUACCUAGGCACACGCACUGGCCUCUCUAGAACCAACCUGUUUGUUGUCCCAGAGCACCUAUCCAAUCAGUGAGUAUGAUACUGAGCAUCUGGCCAAUCAGUGCAACAACUGAGACAAAGCAAUGUAACAGUGAGUUUAGUUUCAGUAGUGACUUGUAGUUUCAGUAGUGACUUGUAGUUUCACCAGUGACUUGUAGUUUAACCAGUGACUUGAAGUUUCAGCAGUGACUUGAAGUUUCUCUUCUGACUCCUCCAUGUCUUCCUGUGUCUCAUUAGAGACUUCCUGAUGGCGGAGGAUAAGGAGGGGGUGUUCAACGCUGACCACUUCCCUCUGUGGUACAAGAGAGCAGCGGAGCAGGUUCCCGGCACCUUCGUCUACUCUAUCCCCUUUGGAGGUAUGGAGACACUUACACAAAAUGUACCUUUACUCUAUAUCCAGAAUCCCCACACCCAACACAAGGUGUUACACCUUCAUCAUUUACUUGCACUGUAUUUGUAUUAUGUUGUCUUUGAAAUACUACUUCAUUUUACUUUAAUCAAUAUACAGUUUUUCUAAUAUACAGUAGCUCACUCUCCCUAACUUGUAAUUGAGUGUCAUCUGCAGCUUAUUUUCCCCACACCCCACUCAAUAGAUCUCUUUAGUUAACCCUGUGUACUGUAUCUCUGUGGGUUACCGUGGAGAUUCUGUGUAUCUGUGUCUCUGAUAUAGGGUGUACUCAGCCUCUUCAUUCCGGGAGACCUGCACACAUUAAUCUGGUCUCCCGUCGCUGAAGGCAACAUCCCGUACCCCAAAAACAUAUUUACCAGCCCUCUGGUUUAUCUAUUUCUGAUCAACUUUUCCUGUCACCGAAGGCAAAUCUAUAAUCCGGAAUGCCUUACCAGUUUGUACGGGCUAUACACUCUGUGAAAAUAAACGUUUAAAUCCAACUUUUCCAGAGUUUACCGAAUUCACACCAUAUCACCCUAAAGGUUAGUUUCCAUCUGAGAUCACACGGUAAUCUUGCAUGGCAGCUACUAUGGAGUAUGGGGACUAGGGAGUGAACUUUGGAAAAUUUUGAUUUAAAUGUUUAUUUUUACCAUAGUUCACACAUUGUAUAGCCCGCUCUGAUCGGUAAGGCAUUCCGUGUUAUAUAUUUGCCUUGUGACGGGAAAGGUUUCCCGGAAAUAGGUAAAUCAGAGGGCUGGUAAAUAUGUUUUCAGGGUAUGGGAUGUCGCCUGCAGUGACGGAUUAAUGUGUACAAGUCUCACUGAGCGAAGAGGCUAGGGUGUACUGUAUAGCUCAUCUCUCUCACUGUAAUGAAUGUAAUUAAUGUGCCCCACUUUCUUCCCACUGAGGGAAGGAGAGGAUCAGGAUCAUACUGUUGUUCCCUGUUGUCUACCAGCCUCUACCUUCCUCUAACUGCUCUUAUCUCUUAGUCUGUUGUUUAAUGUCCCUCCUUUACUCCCACCUCCGCUGUUUAAUACUAUAACCUCCUCCAACAAUCCCUGUCCCCAGAGGUUCUGUAGUGCUAUUACCAGAACUGUUUUUUCCACAGAACACAUCACUCUCUCUGUGUCAGAAUAAUUUCAAACAUCCUGGUUGUAGCGUACUGAUGGAAUUCCAUCACUGAGUGUGGUACUGUGGGUUGCGAUUGCCUGCUGAAAGCUGUUGGUAUGGCGCCAUCUUUUGGUUAGAAAAGGUGUUUUCUCUUUUAUUUCUGUGACUUGGUUUUCCUGCUGUGAUUAUGCAGAGGUGCUGAGGGUGGAAUGGAAUAUAUAGUGUAUUUUAUAAGAUCUAUUGAAAUAGUAGAAAUUGUUAUUUUCCUUACACAACAUUUGUUGAUUGAGGCUAAUGUCUGUGCUCUGUGUUCCUGUUUUUCUCCAGGAAAUAAGAAUAAGAGUGUGGUUUUGGCCAGCACCGCCAUACAGCUGCUGGAUGACAGGAAGUCGCCUAUUGUUGCUUGUAAGCUCCCUGAAAAAACCUUAACUUCUCCCUAGAAGUCUCCCUAGAAUAGUGUAUAAUGCCCCUAACAUAGAGAGCUACUGUACCUGUUACAGGCUUCUAACUGUAAUGUUUUCGAUAUAAAGCCCCCUUUGAAGACGUGUGAAGAAACUCUUUAAUACAUUUGUAAUUCCUCUUCUAGAUCUACAGUGUGCUGACUGUGUUCUGUUUGUGUUUUUGUUAAAUUCACUAUAGCCGUUGGGAUUCAGAUGAAGCUGGAUUUCUUUCAGAGGAAGUUCUGGACCGCUAGCAGACAGGUAGACAAACACACACAAACACACAACACACACACACACACACACACACACACACACACACACACACACACACACACACACACACACACACACACACACAUACACAUAAACAAUAUCCAGUGCUGUGAGACAUGCUUUAUUGAUUAUUCUAAUAAUUGAUUCAUCUUAUUGAUUCGAUCCAGUGUGCUGCUCUGGAUGGGAAGUGCACCAUAAGCUGUGAUAAUGAGGUAAGACCAGACAGUACCUGUCUGUCACUGUCUCAUGCUACUUCCUGUUUCUUAGCCUCUGGUCUGUGUCUCAGCUUUUCUACUUCCUGUCUGUACUGUCUGUGACCUUUCUCUGUUUCCUCUCAGUAUUGAAUUACUAAAUUAUGUCAUGCCUUGAAGAUUGAUCUGUAUUUCUAACAGGACAUCAAGUGUUACCUUAUAGACAACAACGGAUUUAUUCUGGUCACAGAGGACUACUCUCAGGUACCAUUAAUAAUAUAAUAGACACGUGUGUGUGUGUGUGUGUGUGUGUGUGUGUGUGUCCCGUAGCUCCCCUGGCUCCUAGUAUUUGCCUUUAAAUAAACAUCUUCUUCCUCAGACUGGGCUGUUCUUUGGUGAGGUGGAGGGUGCUGUUAUGAACAAGCUGCUUCUCAUGGGCUCCUUCAAAAGGUUAGAGGAGAAAUCCUGUUACAGUCGUACCCUGAACACACACACACACACACACACACACUGAGAAUGGUCUAUUGUCUCCUCUCUCUAGGAUCACUCUGUAUGACUACCAGGCUCUCUGUAGAGAGUAUGCUGGCAGCAGUGACAGCUCCUGCUCUUUAUCACAUGUAAGUACUGCCCCUAAAUAGUAUCACAUGUAGGUACUGCCCCUAAAUAGUAUCACAUGUAAGCACUGCCCCUAAAUAGUAUCACAUGUAGGUACUGCCCCUAAAUAGUAUCACAUGUAAGUACUGCCCCUAAAUAGUAUCACAUGUAAGCACUGUCCCUAAAUAGUAUCACAUGUAAGUACUGCCCCUAAAUAGUAUCACAUGUAAGUACUGCCCCUAAAUUGUAUCACAUGUAAGUACUGCCCCUAAAUAGUAUCACAUGUAAGUACUGUCCCUAAAUAGUAUCACAUGUAAGUACUGUCCCUAAAUAUUAUCACAUGUAAGUACUGCCCCUAAAUAUUAUCACAUGUAAGUACUGCCCCUAAAUUGUAUCACAUGUAAGUACUGCCCCUAAAUAGGUCCGGUGUAGCUCAGUUGGUAGAGCAUAGCGCUUGCAACGCCAGGGUUGUGGGUUCGAUUCCCACGGGGGGCCAGUAUGAAAAAAAAUGUAUGCACUCACUAACUGUAAGUCGCUUUGGAUAAGAGUGUCUGCUAAAUGACGUAAAUGUAAAUACUAUCACAUGUAAGUAUUGCCCCUAAAUAGUAUCACAUGUAAGAACUGCCCCUAAAUACUAUCACAUGUAAGUACUGCCCCUAAAUAGUAUCACAUGUAAGAACUGCCCCUAAAUACUAUCACAUGUAAGAACUGCCCCUAAAUACUAUCACAUGUAAGUACUGUCCCUAAAUAGUAUCACAUGUAAGUACUGUUCCUAAAUAUUAUCACAUGUCCCAAAACUACUCAUCAGACUUACAUACAUCCAGUCAAUGCUAAUUAUUUAAUUUCUUCUCUCCCAGCCCUUCUCCAUUGUGAAAUGGCUCCUGACCGAACUUGUCAUGUGAGAAUAAUAAAAGAAUCACCUUGAAACGAUAAAAUAAUGAGAUGCAUUGAUUAUCAACCACAGUACAUAUUAUUGUAUAAAUGUAUGUUCGUGUUAUCCUCAUCAGUUUCCUGCUGGAGUUCAACCUUUACAGCUGGUGGCAUGUUGAUCUCUCAGUCAAAGGUCAGUAUGUGCAAGAACAUACCUUGAGGUGUGUGUGUGUCUGUAGGUGCGUGCGUGUCUAUGUCUGUGGGUGCUUGCACACAUGCAUGUGUGUGUGUGAGUCUUGCGUGUUUUUAGUAUGUUAAGAUUUACAUAUCCCAUUUCCAGCCCAAAGAUCGAGGGGAAAGACCAUGAUGGUGCCAUGUGACACGGAGUACCCUGCCUUCGUCUCUGAGCGCACCAUCAAAGAGACCACGGGAAACAUCGACUGUGAGGGCUGUGCCAGGUACUGGUAACAGUUACCUUACCUGUAUCUUAGGCACUGAUAAACUCACUUAGCCUGUGUGUUGAUGGUGUAUACACUAUACAGGGUAAUUUCAUGCAUUAGUGUAGUAAUAUUAAAAGCAUCAACUGAAUCAACGCAACUCUCUCUUUAUUUCUCUCUCUCUCUCGCUUUUUGUCUCUCUCUUUCUGUCUUUCAUUCCGUCUCUCUCUCCCUCCUCAGAUCUUUUGUAAUUCAGCAAAUUCCUAGUAGUAACCUCUUCAUGGUCGUCGUGGACAACAAGUGUGACUGCAGUUCUGCCCCCCUGGUUUCCAUGGAUCCCAUCGAGAUUAUGUAUAUCCUUUACUAAGCCUCAAUACGUUUGAGGAGUUUGAGUGUAUUUUUAGUACAAAGCUUUUGUGAGUAUUUUUUUGUAGAAAUAUUUUGUAAGUAAAUGUUUAGUAGAUGGGUUUUGUAAGUUAACUGUAAGUGAACUCUGAACUUUUGUUUUCUGAGAACGUGAACAACCUUUUUCAUUGUCAGAGGUAUUAAUACAUUUCUCAUACAUGUAGGUAUUUAUGAAGCGUGCGUUAUGGUUUUUGUUUUCUCAUCAUGCUAGAAUGAUGUUGCAGAAAUGGUCACCACAGUGUCAGUUAAAUGUAUCUGAGGUAUCUGAGGUUUGCUUCAUCAUCAGUAUUUCUAUCCUUAACCCCUCUGCACACAAUGAGUCUCUGAAAUGUGAUAGGCUGAAGUUUCAGAAGGACAGAAAGCGGCCAGAAUCGUGUCAUCCUUUCCAUCCCGAGGUACGCAGUAUGUAGAUGUGUGUGUGCGUCUGCGUCACAAUUCUGUGAUUACACAAAAAGUACAUGAAUGCCUGUUUGAGUGUUUAAUAAUGUGACAUUAAGCAUAUAUGUGACCAUCUGUAUAUUGUCUGAACCAUAUAAAUAUAUAGUGUAUGUAUUAAUUAAUUUCUAAGGUCUGAAACUCCUGUGAUGCCCCCUGUGUCUGAUGCAGGAGAAUGCCAUGGAGUGUGGAAGAGCAGCAGGCCUAUCUGCCCCCCUCACAGCAGCACUGCUCCCCCUACUGGCCACUCUCAUUAGCAGGUGACCACACCGCCCCCGAGGCCAACCGUCCUGGACCCAACACAGGACCCAACACUGGAGAGAUUGAUAGACUGGCGCACCAUCAAAUGAUGACAACACACAGGGAGCCUCGCCAACAAGAAUAA
Coregonus sp. 'balchen' is the source of this 62458-nucleotide messenger RNA. The record is from the annotation of a GenBank genome assembly. NCBI's taxonomy places the organism in Eukaryota, Metazoa, Chordata, Actinopteri, Salmoniformes, Salmonidae.